AUGUUUUCAACAGCUUACGAACAGACUUUGGAAAUGGAAGGAGAUAUUUGCGAUGAUGAACGCCUAUGUUCUAGGCCGCAGUCAGUUGGAAGCAAUGAAUGGUGUUCAGAAGAAGACAAAACCAGAGAGACAUGUUUGAAACCUUCAGGAGAUGAAGAACAGAUUUCUAGCUUGGAGUAUCCAGAUCCCAAGCAUGAUGAAGGUAUUAAUGCAAAAUAUAAUUUCAUUGCAAUUUUUUUCCCCUAAACAUUUUAUUGUUUUAACUUCUUUUAACAACUUCUGGAAUAAAAGGGAAUAAUGACGGAAUAUUUCAUGUGUCCUUAAGGGGUUAAAUAACAGAAGUAUAGUGGAUGUUUUGGUAACAUUCUCACACCAUAUGGAAUAUUGCAAUUGACAAAACGAAGACGAAUUGUAAGAACAAAUAACUUAAACAGUAUUAACUAAUUUUUAACAAAUAAUUAGAACAAUACUUAUACUAUAAAUAUUACUAGACAUGUUAUAGUUGGUUCAGAACGAUAUCUACGAGAGAAAACUAAAUAGAAAAGAAAAAAUAUUCACAAAGUGCAGGUUUCCGCACAGAAUUUGUAAAGAAAAUCAAUAUGUACAUUAACAAAUAUAACCUAUACGGGUUCUACACUGGAUUGCAAAUUUUUUGCCAAAAAUAGUCAGGGUGGAAAAAAAGUAUCAAAAUCUGCAAUUGUGGUCUAAAACAUGCAACUUUCCUGCAAUCCUCUUGAUGUUAUCAGUUUGGUGAUUAUCCCUGAUUGGGGGGGGGGAGGGAAGAUAGUCUUAAUGAAUGGUUUGAAUUGUUUGGUCUGAUAAUUGAGGUGUUCAUCUUGAUUCAGUAACACAGUUGUCUUGUCUGCAUUCCUGGUGCAGAGGAAUGUAGGUGAGGGAAGAAGGGGGAGGCUAGUUGAUUUGUAGCCAGUGGCUUGUGAGUUGGUGAAUGUAGAAAGUAGGAGGAGAUGAAGGAGGGGGCACAGUGUGUGUUCAGGGGGCUUCCUGAGCAUUACUGGUCUUGUUCAGGGUCAAUGCAUCUAUAACAAAGGAGAUUUACCAUGUUUGACACAAAGACAUCUAAACACUCUCCUCCCAAACCAAAAUUGUCCUUCACUGCACUUUAAUCAAGUCUCAUACUCCUGUGAGCCAAGUCAUGUGGAUUGACCGCUGGGUAUUCAAAGCUGUAAAUAAACUGCUCAUUUGCACCAUUGAUAAAGACAAAGAGUUUGCGUUGGUUUUUACUUGGGGGGGGGCGUGACAUAAACAAGGUUAUUCACUAAAGAAAUUGAAUUUAAAAUAUAAAUUAAAAGUAGCUGAAAUGGAAAAAUUCUAACAGCUAUGCAUUCAGUUCAGCUAAUCUGGCCUGUGUCUAUAUCCUGUUCCUGCAGUUUUAGCAGUGUUUACAUUACUGAUUAGUAACACCUCUAGUAGCAGCCACUCAGACGACCACUAGAGGUUAAUCCAAGCCCAUGGAGGUGCUGAAUGUUCUCCAUAGAGAUGCACUGAUUCAAUGCAUCUCUGGAGAUGUUGAUUGGCACAGCACAGUGUUUUACCACACAUGUGGAAUAGCCUCUCAAUGUUUCCUAUGGGAAAGCAUUGCAAUCGCCAAGAUUAUCAAGUUUGAUGAUUUCAGCCAUGAAGGCAAAGCCAGCCACGGUGAGACCGGCACAACGUGGCAGAAAAGGUGAGUAAAAUCACAUUUCCCAUGUGAUGCAAGAGUGGGGACACACACCUAAAUAGCUAGUUUAACUAUAGUGUCAGAGAUACCAUAACCACUAAAGCUGGUCCAGUUCUUUUUAAAAAGUGACUUACAUUCUGGUUGGUGUUAUACAUUCAGCCUCUGUGUUGCUAUGAGCACAUUAAAUUAAAUUUUAUUACAAUUUGAUGAUGAUUUUUAUAAUGGUUAUAAUGAAAAUUAUAAUGCUAAUAUUACAGGACAAAUAAAAGUUAACAACAUAUGGUGUUAUAUUGUGGUUCAUGAGCUGUGACACCACCCUCUUGUGGGAAAAAGGAAUUAUAGCAAUUUCUCAACCUUUUACGGAGAAGUUCCCCUACCUGAAGAAAGUAAUUUAUAUUGAUUUCAAUUCCACAUGAAAAGUGUAGACAUUAGUAUUAAAGUCAUUCCCAUAUUGGAGAUCAAUCCUGAUUUAAAGGUAGUAAAGAAUAUUUAUACAAUAAAUAUGACAUAAUGUGAAUAUUGAGUAAAUAAGGAGGCAUCCAUGAAAUUAUAAUACACACAUAAUAGUUACACACAGAGGACACUGACACACACAGUUAAACACAGAGGACACUGACACAAACACACACACAUUUACACUGUCAAACACAUUUACACACAGUGGGCACUGACACACAUAUUUACAAAUAGAGGAAACUGACACACUUACACAGACAGAACACUCUCACUGGUUUGACACACACUGAUAGACACACACAUUCAAUGACAGACACAUACACGUUCUCUCAUACACACUCACAAAUUAUUAUUAUUAUUUUUUUAAGUUCACCUACUAAAAGCUGGAGGGGAUCCUUUCCCUGGCGUCCUGUGUAGGGCUUGAAUAAUCUUCCUGCUCUCCCAGCACCGCUCCCUAAUACGCUGUUUAGUGAUGCUGGAGUGACAUCAUACCCCUGCUCCAGGCAUCACCGCAAGGCACGCGAGUGAGUAGUGCUGGAACAUCAUAAAGAGUACAGCCGACCACCUCCCAGAAGUUAUGGGGGGGGUGGGGAGGCUCGUGGCGUACCCUCUGCCUGUAAUGCGUGUACCCCCUGGGGUAUGCAUACCACAGGUUGACAUACUAAGAUUCAUAGAACUUGUAUGUGUAUGAUAUUUCUUACACAUAUGUUACCGCAAGUGUUUUACGUAAUAUAAAGUACUUAACAGAGAAUGUUACCACUUGUGUCUUUAACAUCAGCUGCUUACUGUUACAUUAUCUGAGCAUAUGUGUUUCUGUCGAGACAUUAAGGUUCCCUCAGUCCAAAGGACAAUAAUAAGCCAGAUACCUUGAUGGGUAUAUUUUUCUACUGUAUCAUUUUCUUGCAGCUCCCCUGUUUACUGUUUCAUUUUCAGACCAAACUAGCUAAACUGGAAUAGUUAUCCAACACAGAUACGUGUCCAGCUCAGCUAGUUUGGUCUGCAAUUCCUAAUUUCACCCCAAAAAACUUUAACUUAAAGUUACAUGCGCUGACAGCUUCUCUUCUAUUUAUCCCCCAUCCACCUCUUUUUUCGUGUUAAUAAAAUUUCUCAUGUGGCGCUCCUUAUAUUUGGGACGUUCUGCUUGUCUCCAGCGGGCACACCCAAGCGCUCUAGUAUUAUAAUCCUUAAAUACACACCUCUUAUAGAAACAUGCCUAUUAUCCGGUAACUCUAACUCACUCCUGCCGCUGCAUUUCAAAUUCAGUGCUGUGUUUUUGGCAGACCUUGCAAAAAUUCUCCUCUCUAUAGAAGUGGGUUAACCCCGCUUGCUCUGGCAUUUUUUACAUUUGGAAAUUUUAUGUAUUGAUAUGGCUUGAUUCCCCCUGGUACUUAGAGAUAUAAUUGAAAAUAAACACACUGCAGAGACGUAUUUGUAAAAUAUCUUCCUUAUAUUUUACGUUUUCACGUAUAUUUCAAAGUGUUUAUUCAAAAGAUUUGCAUAAAUGGUCUCACACAGAAUUACCUGUUAAACCUAUUACACAUUAACAAGGACUCGCAAUGGUUGGAUUUCUUGAUUAAUAUUUUUUUCUUUUCUUUUUGGUUCAGUUAGUGGUUUCAAUAAUAAAUUAAAUAAUUUAUUACUGAAGAAACUUAUUUGAACUGCGACUGAUUGAUCUCUGGCAACCAAUAAAAAUGUUAUUCACAAAAAUAAAUAAAUAAGGAAUUUAAAGGAACACUAUAGGGUCAUAAACACAAACGUAUUCCUGACCCUAUAGUGAUAAAACCACUGCCCCCCCCUUACUCCCUAAAUAUAGUCAAAUCUUACUUCUAUUCAAGUCUGCAGCUGCUGGAUCUGCCCCUGAUCUUCCUGCUUGACUGAUAUCAUCAGAAGUGUUGUUUUGAAAUGCUUUCCAAUAGGAUUUACUGAGACUGUCAAAGAGGCAGAGCAGGGGCAGAGUCAGCACAAGCUAAACAUAGCCCUGGCCAAUCAGCAUCUUCUCAUAGAGAUGAAUUGGAACAAUUCAUCUCUAUGAGGAAAGUUUAGUGUCUGCAUGCAGAGGGAGGAGACUUUGAAUGGCAGUGCUGCACACUGUGCAUCAUUGCCCCAGGAAGCACCUCUAACAGCCAUCUAAGGAAUGGCCACUGGAGUUAUCCCGCACAAGACAGUGUUUAUUGCAAAAAGCCUGAAGGGAAUGAUUCUACUCACCAGAACAAAUUAAAUAAGCUGUAGUUGUUCUCAUGACUAUAGUGUCCCUUUAAUGGUCCUGGGGCACUGAAUCCAGACCAUUUCAAUGAUCUGAAGUGGUCAGGUUGCCCAUAGUGCCCCUUUAAACCUUUAACAAUUAUGAAAAAAGACUUGCGGUGGUUGGCUUUUUCUCUUUACUUUUGGGUUUAGUUACUGAUUUCAAUUGUUCUUAGUUGAAUUAUAUGUUUCCGAUUUUCUUGUCAAUGCUCAUAAAACGUCUUUUUUGAACAGUUGUCUUUUGUAAUAGGUGACGACAUGUGAACCUAAAUAACACAAAGAAUGAACAAAAUUAAAUUUAAAAAACUUAUAACACUAAUUUCAGAGAUCCAUGCAUGCAGGGGUUGAAAGAAAACCUGUCACUUUGAUAUUUAGUUUUUUUUCUUCUUUGGUUUAUGAAAAUUCUCACUUUAGGAAAUACAUUUAAAAAAAGCAUUUGUUCUUAAGAAGCGUAUAUAUGUAUAUAAAUGCACGUGGACCCAGCACUCACUCUCCUGGUCUUGUCCUUGUCUGGGUGUAAAUCAAUAAUGCCAAAAUAUAAGUAUCAAGGACGGUGCACUCACAGGACUUUGUACAUAAAUCUUGAAGCUUUAUUGUGCAAUCACACACCAGAAAAUGUGUUUACGUUUUAGUCCUCUAUGGGACCUUUCUCAAGCUUAAUUAUUUUACAUCGUAUACCAUGCUGUUUUGGCACAGUCUGGCAUAUGGUGCAAAUUACCAUGACACCCAUAAUGCAUUGAGGGCAUGUGUAUUUAUAUCAACAUAAAAGGAGCGCAGAUAUCAGUAAGUGAUAUUGCUAAAGAGCUCUGUGAUACACUCGUGCACCCUGUAAGUUUUAUUGCAGUGGAAUAAUAUGAUAUAUCAAAAAAUAUUCAGUAUACAGAAAGGGGCACAGGUCAAUUUGCCAACAACAACAACAAUAAUAAUAUAGAGGGUUACGAAACAUCUGAAUGCCAGAGAAUACUUACAGUUGUAGGUGCUUGGAGGGCUUAGACUUAGAGCAUCUUUACAGAUCAUGUUGACUCAGUUUAUGGUAGGUGAUAAAAUUUGGCAGGAAUGUGCAAUGGGCCUUUGUAAAGCAUAUGUAUAAGUGUGUAAACUUUUGUUGUCGGAACAUGGUUAUGUUAAAUGACCAGACCUAUUGUAAGAGACAUGACAGGCAAACACACCCUUAUUUGGAUAACAGUAUACCCCCACGAAUAGGUAUUUGCAUACGGCUGUAUAGUAGUAGUUUGUUUGUACACCUUGUGAGCACCCAACCCCCUCUCUCUCACUUUAUCUCUCAGUUUGCAUCUACUAGUGCAGCUAAUCUCCCAUUGAGGCUUUUGCUAUUUAAGUAACAGACCAUUAAGGAACAUCUCACUCAGAUUAUGAGAUUGUCUCAGCAGGACCUAUCCCUCUUUAUCUGCUAAAGGCCUUUAACCCAUCACCUGCUGCAGUGACAGCUCCUAAAGAAUUAGAUAACUGUCUCUGUGUAGUGAAACGCAUCACGGCGUGGUUUUUGGGGGCUGUGCUAGUAACCGGGGGAAAAAUUAAACACGGGUCAUGUUUGGUGCAGUUAUAAACGCUCAGAAUGUAGAAUCAGUCAUCAAUAUUGCAUUUUAUUCUUUCAAGAAUACCUUUCAGAUAUUUAAAUAAUAUGAUACGUUUGCUCUGUUUGAUUCCUUGAGCAUAUUCUUUGUCAUUAAAAUAUAUUGCAAUGCCCAAAAUGGUUUAACCAGUAGAGUGUCAGAAGGAUGUAAGAAGCACUCAAAUCAAUUUUAUCUUCUUCAAGCAUUUUUUCCGGUAAGGUUCUUCUACGAUACAUUUCUGUUACUUUGUUCCUGUCUGCAAAGGUUAAAACAAUAUCAAUGUGCCAAGUGCUAUAAUCUGUGCCCAUCAUGUUGUAAUCUUUGUAUUACGUAAGAAGAGUCAUCAGGAGCUUGUGGGUUACUGAGUGAGUAAGCUGUGAAUGGUGAACGAUAGACCAAAAAAAAAAAAAAAAAAACUAAAUUAAGCAAUUAUUAGCCAUGGUUAGACUCUGCUGUCUGUAGCCAAAGCACAGUGGGGCUCCCUAGAAAUGUGGUAGGCAACCGUCGGCACUUCAGAUGUUGUGGACUAUAUCUCUCAUAAUGCUCUUUCAGCCAUAAUGCUGGCAAAGCAUCAAGAGAGGCGUAGUCCACAACUCUGAAGUGCCAAGGUUGCCUCUUCCUGCCUUAGAAUAAUCUUCUAACUAAAGAGAGCCAAUUUUCCCUCCAUCUUGUGUGUUUGGAAGUGAAGGGUUGAGUUCAUGAAUGUCCUUUCUUCCUACUAUUUCUAAAAUAAAGGAAGAGGGGAGGAUCCCAAGUCUGCUGGUCCGAAGUGUGUAUAUUCGUGUGGUCGUGUGGUGGGGUCGAGGCAUGCCCAUUGAUACAUUGUGAAUAGCUGUAUAUAAGAUCAGACAUUGUAACAGAAGUAGCAAUAUAUAAACCAAAACUAGCCAAAGCUUGAGAAAGAGAUUUUCAAGUUUACCACAACCAGAGCCAAAUGCAUCAAAAACAUUUUAAACAAAAAAGGACUCUGGUGAUUUAUUAAGGUAGGGGGUUGCAUUAUAGAGAUCAGAGGAUUAGGGACCACUUGAUCCAAAAGUAUAGAGACAUGGGUCUGGUCAUGUCCUGGUUCCUUCAUAUAUAUUAGAUAGGGGCUCUAGAAUCCUCCAGCCAUCCAUAUAUCCAAUAUACUAAGAGCCCACUGGGGAAAUGGGGUAGGGGUAUUCAUUUCUCCCCCCUAAUUAUUACUCAUAUGGGGAGAUGGGUUACAUGCUGAGUGCCCUCGUUAACAUUUUGUUUUGUUUUCUAAAUAUUUGGUGGGGUCAGAGGAUAAUCCAAGUAUUCUUUUUUUCAAGAGAUCAGUUACAUUUCCUCUCUGUUUAUAUGGAUUAGACCACAAACAAUAUGUUUUGUUUUUUUAAUUUUGAUUUUAGCGCUGAAGCAGGAGUGGUGCUUUGGUCAGAUUAUAUUGCAGCAGAGCCCUUUACAUUGUCCAUAAAACCACUCAGAUGAAAUGUUUGCCUUACAGGAAUAUGUGGAUAUUUGUGUAGAAAUAGUAAAUCUGGGACAUGGCUCUAAAAGUGGUCACCAUGGAAACCACUGGAAUGUUCCUGCAUUAUUUUUUUUUACCCUGGGGUUUUAUUCAUUAAACUCUGAAUUGUAACAAAUCUGAAUGGCAAACUCUACACCUAAAUUGCUGAUCUGCCUACACUUUGAAUUUGGAUUUUAAUUUUCUGCAUUCAGAAUUUACCAUAUAACCUAGAAUGUGUGACUGAGACCUCUCAAGCAAAGGGUUACUCCAAACACCAUAACCACUACAGCCCGCUGAAAAAAGUAAGGAGUAGCCUGGGCCAGUUGCCCAAUAAUGGAGUAAAUCAUUUAGAAAUGAUUUGCCCCCUUAUCCAGGUUUCUGGUGGUCCUGUGACGUGCUUUUGUGGAGCUGCAGAAGCCGGAAGCCACACUGAGAGCAUCAUCUGACAUCUCUCAGCCAUUGACUGUCAUUCUGUGCAAUGAUAGCUGCAAUAAUUCACAUUAGCCAGCACAGAGCUCUAGUUUCAGGCUGUCUGAUGACACUCUAAUGACCCUGCCGGAGGUGGAGUUACAGCUCCAGCAGCAGAGGGGUUAAUCUGCAAGUCACGAAACACUGCACAUGCAGACUGCAGGUACCAUGACCACUUCAAAUCACUGAAGUGCUGAUGGUGCACAGAGAAACCCUUCAAAAAUCGCAGUAGACUCUACAUGAAUCAGCGCCGCCUGUCAGAACAUGACGCAGGUAUUAACAAAACACCAAAAAUGUACUGCUGCUAAAACAUACAGAUUCAUAGAGAUACAUCUAUUUCCUGAUAUUAUAGAUUUUAAUUUUGUAAAUUUCCCUGGUGAUUGGCUCACACACGUGGGUGGAUUCAUCACAGUAAGUUAGUUGAUUUGUCGAAUUUUCCCAGUUCAUCUAUUUUUUCAUAAACGUUACCUAUCUACUCUCCAUCAUCACUGAUUCAGUUAACGCUGAAUAUAUUAAAUCAUUAACCCUUCAUAUGUAAACUCCUAUAAGCAGGGUCCUUUUCUCUUAAUGUCCAAAUAUGUAACAUUUUAAUAAUCAUUUGUACAUUGUACAACUUCCAGGGUUAUUUUAAGUGAGGAUUCAAAGCGAAUUUGAAAUUUAAAGGCCAGAGCAGCUGAACGGAGAGCAUAGCGGAGUUAGAUAAUUUUUCCAUUUCGGCUAUUUUAACCUUACAUUUGAAAUUCUCUUUAAACUCAAUUUGAAUUCUCACUUUUAGUCAAUAACCUUGUCUGUGUUUAUUGUGUUAGGGAAGUCGGUCUAUAAAUAAAUAUACUAUUAAUAAAAGUAUGAACAGGUAAUGUUACAGGUCGGUGAUUGUACUAAUGUAGACAUUUAUUAUAUUGUCUUUCACCCACUGACCUCUACUUACUAGUUGCCAGGUUAAUAAUUAGCAGCUUGUAAGUUAAAUACUAUUUGAAUAGGCCUGUGUUGGGAGUGGAGUACAAAAUUAUUAACCCUUGCGUCUCACAAUUAGAACAGGUCAUCAAUGAGGUAGGACAGGGCUUCUCUGUUAACUUCUCUAUUUUUUUUCCCUGUUGAAUCUCCUACAGCAAUAAUUAGCUAAACAGGGGCGUAUUCACUAAACAUUACAAUACAGUGAAUUUAGAAACAAAAUUUAAGCUGAAAGUUCUGAUCUGGAAUUUUUUAUUCAACUGUCAAAAGUCAAUUCCUGGCUGUUUUAGACUUAAAUUUGUCAUUUCAUUUUUAGUUCCUUUCAACCUUAUGUUUAAUUGCAGGGUUUAAAAUUUUGAAUCGUGUGCUGCUAGCCAGGUCUUAAAAAUCACUUGCCACUUCAAGUCAGAGUAUAUCCUCCAGGUGUGAAUAUCUACUGACCAGCUCUUCAUUUUCACUUGUAAGUGGAAAUGUUUAGCCAAGUUUGAGUUAGUGGCACAUUGAAUUGGAAUCUGAGUUUACCGGUAAAUAGCCAAGUUGUCACUAUUGCCGAGUUGGACAAUUGUUCCAAAUCUGCUAUAUCCUCUAAAUUUUUCAUUUAAUUUUUCAGUUCUUUACAGUUCUUUGUUUAGUCAAUAAAACCCUGUGCCAAGCCCUGUGUACUCUGUCACUCUCCAAAAAUGCUCUUUAUGUACUAAAUCUGGAAUUGUGUAGACUUGAGAAUAAUUUGUAAAAAAAUAAUUGCAAUUUUUAAGCCAAAUUAAUUGAAAAAUUCAACAGCUCAUCUGUUUUUCAAGCUCGGUUAAUUUGUUGUAAAAUUUGCAAUUCUGUCUCAUUUCUCCACUUUCCUCAGUUUACCGAAUAAUGGUUUGAGAGUGUCUCCUGUGCCCCUUCCAUUAAAUGUACAACAUAAAACCGUAGAAAACAUUUUAAUUAAUACCAGAAACUACUAUUCCCAUUUUGUAGGCUGGCUGUGAUUGAUGGGGAUGCAGUGUUGUGGAUCUUAGAUCACUGCAUUAAUAUAUUCAGUGUCUGUUUAUUAGGGGAGCGACAUCUACUGUUAACCUGUUCUGUAGCCCCAGAGGAGCUGCUUCCUUUACACACUUUAUGAAUGCCCUGUGAGUCUCCGCCUGGAGGGUGUUCCUUCUGUGUCCAGUACUCUGCAAACGGUUCUCAGUUUGACUCAGGGCAUUACUUCCUGAUAAUCACAUGGGGAAAACAUCUGAAACCCAGGCUGGGAGAAAUUUAGGAUCAUGCUGCACCCACAGGACCCUAUCUGUGCAGCGGAACCUCUGAAUUCUGUCUUAGGGUUUGCCACCAGAUUCAUCUUCUGACUUCGUUAAAAGGUAAUCACUUGCUAUAUUCUUUCUGGGUUCCAAACAGUUAUUUCUUUUCCCAAAAAGAAAAGAUAAAUGGGUUGUGUUUUUUUAUUUUUUAUUUUUAUUUUUUUGUAACGGAGACACCGAGAAUUAAUAUAGGCGUUUGGCUGUCUGUUUUAAAAAAAUGUAAAACAAACAAAACUAACACUUUUUUUUUUGCAUACUUUCUAUGCAAAAUGUUAUAUUUUUUUUGUUUCUUUUUCUAGAUUCUGAAUGGCAGUAUAGUUGAACCUUGAUCAUCCCUGCCUUUUCAAGUGUGAAAUGUUUUUGAGCAUAGGAAAACGAGUAUAAGCCAGUGUAUUUUCUCUUUUGUGUGUGUGUGUGUGUGUGUGUGUUUUAUCUGAGUGGACUUAUGUUUUAAUGUGUCUACCAGUUUUAAAAUCUGAUUGUGGAGCUAGACUGGUUCUACAGCUUUAACCGCUCUUCAAAACGCAAAGGCUUCACAGUUCUUGCUUUAGAAUACAAGAAUGUGGUAGGAAACUAAGACAAUCUGUUUGUGUGUUUUAUUUUAUUUUUUUAUGUUUUAGGGUUUUUUCUCUAUUUUUGUAAUAUUUCUAAGGCAGGUUCUAUUUUUAUGUAAUUCUACAUACUCUAUGAAAACCCUCGCAGUGCAUGGCAUUGAAGGAGUUAACAGCGAGUGUGUGUCUACACGUGUGACCUGCAGGUCUAGAUCCUCUCCUGUAAUCUGCCUGCAUGAUAUUUUUCCAGUUCCCGUGGCUCUCUGGAAUAUAUGUACUGUUCUAACAGGUGUAGGAUCCGCAUUGUUUUCACAGUAGGAGUUUUGAUUGGGAGACGGGAAGUGGGGUGCUAGCAGCUUGGCACGAAAACACAGAACGAUUUACUGAGCUUGGCAUUUGCAGAUUGCUGCAGUUGCAGAACUGUGCCAGUAAUUAGUUCAGAAAUUCUUUGGAAUCCCUCAAGGCCUGACAUCACAAUAGCUGAAGUGUUGUGAAACUGGACCUGCAGAACUACAACCCCCAUAAUGCUUUGUCAAAUAGCUGGAAAGGUGGUUCUACCUUUUUGCUCCCUGUGCUUGCUAUCUGCCAAUUACGUAUACUAGAUUUUACGGGAAGGCAGAAGUGGUCCCACAGGGAUACUGCUAAUGCCUUAAACUUAUUGCUUCCUUUCAUAAAAAAUAUAUUGUGAUAUAUAUAUAUAUAUAUAUAUAUAUAUAUAUAUAUAUAUAUAUAUACCAUCAUGUAAAGUCAGUUUUACGAUGAACCAGCAGCUCCACAGUAGUUGCUGGACUAUAACUCCCAUAGCUCUCAGCCAGUAUUAGUAAUGUGACUUUAAAUUUUAUUUUAAUGGUUAAUGAAUAGGAUGCAGGUGUAUUUGUGGGCGAUCAGCCAAAAAAUGUGUGGUUGAGGCAACCAGAUGGUAUUUACUAUUUACACUUCUGGUGUACUUGGUCCUUGCCAACUAUAAGUGGCAGCAAGUGAUAAGAAGGAAGUGGUUUGGUGCAUGGAUUUUAUUUUCCCUUAAAUCACGAAAAGAGAAAUAUUACAUCAACUUGCUCAUCUAAAAACUGGAAUUGCCAGGUGCAUAGAGGUGUCGGUAGUUUUAAGGUACUAAUUGUCAGGAGAGGUUUGUUUAAAGAGCUAUUCUAUAUAUAUAUACUAUAGUCACCAGAACCAUUACAGCUUAUUGUGGUUGUUCUGGUCUGUAUAGUAUGUCCAUGCAGGCUUUUCAAAGAAAAGGCAGUGUUUACAUUGCUCCCUAAGGACACCUCCAGUAGCAGUCACUCAGACGACCAGUAGAGGUACUUCCUGUGUAAGUGCUGCACAGUGUGCAGUACUAGCGUUCAGCAUCUCCACGCUCUGAAUGGAGACUCUGAACAUUCCCUAUAGAGAUGCAUGGUAAUCCAUCCCUGUGAAGAGAUGCUGAUUGGCGCAUCUCUUCACAGGGAAAGCAUUGGAUUGGCUGAGAUCAUCAAAAUUGAUAUCAGCGGCAUAGGUGGGACUAGGAAGGGCAUGGGAGAAAAGGUGAGUAAAAUCCCCUAUUUACUGCAACUGGAUGGGACAUUCACCUAAACAGCCACUCAAGGACUAAAGUGUCAGGAAUACCUGUUUGUAUUCUUGAGAAUAUGGUGUUCCUUUAAUGUUCUUGCAAUACAUUAACCUGCUACAAACACAAGGAUAAAAUUGAAAGUGCUGUAAUGAUUCUGGAGGUAGCUCUGAUCUCCUCUAAAAAGCUAGGGCUACUGUCCAAGGUGCUCCUCCCAGUGUCUUCAAGGGCUAUGAAUUCCUCAGAUUAAGAGUCUUAAGAUUCCAGAAUCUAGACCCCCAAGCAGGCCUGCUUCAUACCACAUGGUGGAGAAAGGUCAGAGAAUUAGUGGAUAUUCAGAGUGGUCAUAUUGUAUCCUGCCUUGAACUAACCAAACUAUUAAGAUUUAUUGCCAAACCCAUUAUACCAGGGGAGCCGGAAGCAGUAACUGUCAGGAGAGUUCAUACUUUGUUUGUGAAUUAAAUGGGAACUGCACCACAAAUCCCAAGGGACGAUGUAUAUAUUCCUAUUCUGAUCAGGAGAAGAAUUGGGGGAAGGUUAGGCAAGGAUACUGGCAGAAAUUUGUCUUGGCACAAUGACUUCCCAUUCUCUUAAUUAUUUUCCUGUGUACAAAUACCAUUGUUUGUUAGACGCGAUAACUAUAAUGUAUAUUAUAUGUAUAAAUGCAGGUGACAUUCAAACAUGCCUUUUUCAUAUUGUUUGGCAUCAUGAUCUUGCACCAAUUGCUGUUCAGAGAUUUUUAUUUAUUUAUUUUAAAAAAAAUUUCUUGGACGUCUUCCUGCUUUUUGAAAUUCCUGCUCCCCAGGAGAGCGAAGAGUUUUAUCUCAAGGCUAACCGUUCUGCCGAGAGCAAAAAACAAGGUGCAAGAGAAUACUGAGAACGGACAUCAGGUCAAAUAGCCUGCCCUUCGGUGGGUUCCCACUCAGAUCUCAAGCUAAUCAUUCUGUCCCCCACCUUUUUACUUCUCGCAUUCUGUCAAUCUCCAAGGGCAGUGCUUAAGAAUAUUGAUUUGGUAAUAAAAAUCAUCUAUCCAUGCAUUUAGUUCAUUUAUGGCAACUAAGGUUUAUAACCUGUGUUGAAUGUGUAACGUUGUAUCGUGUUCUCUGGGACAUACUCAAUAAUGGAAUCUCAGUGUAUUAUUUUUUUUGUGGAUAAAAUACUUUAUGAAUUCCAGAGAUUUUUGGGUACUCUGGGAUAUGUUGAUGCAAUAACGUCUCCUCGGUGUGCUGGUAUUCAGGUCCCAGCUGUGACAUUGUCAUGUGAUGGAGCUUAAACGUGCCCUCACUCUGCAUUCUUAUUGCUGCUGUGGAACUCUUAGCCGGAGGCUGCGGAGCGUGCUGGUUUUGGUAUUUAGGCCCAAAUCCCAGUUGUGCUACCUGUCUGGCAGGGGUCAGGAUGCCUAGAAUUACUGGUUCAGCAGGGUGUCCAGACUAUUCACGUUCUCCCAUCUCCAAAAGUCACAGAAAUAAUCCUGUAAACGGUGUUUGCUCACUUUUUAUUCAAACCGUGCAAUUGAGGUUUAACCAUUUUCUGGAAUGUGCAUCAAAAGUGAUGCCACAAUGUAUUUGGCAUAUUUUUCGUGAGUUGCGUUUUAAGAUAACGCAAUAAAACGAUGCAUGCACAAGACCAGACCAGACCUCAGACCAGUUUAUGAAGCUUUAAAGGAGCAGCAUUCCUGAACUCUUUCCACUGGUUUAACUGGAAUAGUUGGGCAACAGAUCGUCAUCUGUAUCUGCAUGUACAAGGCAGAAAGACUGAAUCUGUAACCCUCAAUUUGUACAGAUGUAAAAUAAACCUUAAAGGGACACUAUAGUCACCAGAACAACAAGAGCUUGUUGUAUUUGUUCUGGUGAGUAUAAUCAUUCCCUUCAGGCUUUUUGCAGUAAACACUGUCUUUUCAGAGGAAAUGCAGUGUUUACAUUACAGCCUAGUGAUACCUCCAGUGGCCACUUCUUAGAUGGCUAUUAGAGGUGCUCCUGGGGCAGUGAGGUGCAGUGUGCAACACUGCCAUUCAAAGUCUCCUCCCUCUGCAUGCAGACACUAAACUUUCCUCAUAGAGCUGCAUUGUUUCAUAUGAGGAGAUGCUGAUUGGCCAGGGCUGUGUUUGGCUUGUGCUGACUCUGCCCCUGCUAUGCCUAUGUCUAUUUUUAGAGAAAAUGCAGUGUUUACAUUACAGCCUAGGGAUACCUCCAAUGGCAACUCCUCAGAUGUCUGCUAGACGUGCUUCCUGGGGCAGUGAUGCGCCAUUCGAUGUGUCCACUCUCUGCAUGGAAACACUGAACCUUCCUCAUAGAGAUGCAUUGAUUCAAUGCAUCUCUAUGAGGAGAUGCUGAUUGGCCAGGGCUUUUUGACUUGUGCUGGCUCUGCCCUUGAUCUGCCUCCUUGACAGUCUCAGCCAAUCCUUUGGGAUAGCAUUGUGAUUGGCUCACAGAAUCACUUCUGAUGAUGUCAGCCAGGCAGAACGGGGCAGAGGCAGCAGCUGCAAACUUGAAUACAAGUAAGAUUUUACUUUAUUAAGGAGGGGGAAGGGGUGACUAGAUGGUGGUUUUAACAAUAUAGGGUCGGAAAUACAUGUUUGUGUUUCUGACCCUAUUGUGUUCCUUUAAUUCUAGGAAUAUAAAUAUAUAUAAAUUAAUGUUAUUGGUAUGGAAUCCCAGUUCCAAGUAACUUGGAGCAUAAGCAAAGUAGCUGAAAUAAAACUACCACCUAGUAAUAGUGUCACUGGGUAGCUAUUUUGUUAGUGACUGGCUCACUUUCAGCAAUUUUUUUUAAAAUUAAAUAUUUCCUGCGUGCGUAACAAAUAUAUAGAAUUUUGGUCAGUAAUCUGUAUAGCAACUGUGAUAGUAAAUGUAUUAUAUUGUUUAUUAGCAUGAGUGUCCAUAACUCCAGAACAGCAGAUCUGAGUUUUGCAGGUGUUGUACAAUAUUUUUUUCAUAAUAGGAAAAAAUGACAAAAGUUUAAAAGGUAGUUUGCACACACAGCUUCCGAGCACCAUAACCGGACAACAGUUUGCAGUGGUUAUAGUGCUUAGAGUGUUUCUUUACGGCAUGGUAAUUGGUUAGACUGUGAGAGCUCUUCAUAUUUAGGUUUUAAUGUCUCGAGCAUAGGUCUCUGUGUGUCAUCUGAUUCCAAUCGCAGUCUUCUUCUCCGCUUUACACUAUAGAUGGAAUUUUAUAAAAGAAUCGCCUUGAACUAGUCUAACACAAUACGAAUACUGCUAAAUUGUGUCAGUGAAGGAUUCUCUGAAUAAAUAGCGUAUGAUUUGCCGUUAAUGUGUAAUGUAGACGUUUGUUGUAGAAUAUUUUGUGUAGCCAGAUUUAUUGUUCGUUUUUUAGAAGCAUGUGAGUUGAAAGAAAACACAAAACACACACUGUCAAUCAGCUGACUUGCCUAUAAAUUAUGGUUUUAUGUUUACUAGACCCUACCGCUGGCCCUGUGGGUAUCAGAUGGUUAAUUAUUGUACACCUUCCUGGCACUCCACUUAAUCGGCUUCUGCUGCUAUCAUUCUGCUGAUAUUUGCAUUCUUUACCUGUGAGUGUAAGUCCAGCCCUAGCUCCACUCCCCCAGUCCUGCCACUGUCUGACACUCUGAUAAACGAAAAAUGCAUGCUUUGGCAGUGAUAUCAUAGCUCAAGUACAGACGGCUUAAAAUACUGUAAGGAAAAUAUCAUCUAGAUCUUAUCCACAUAUUUUUUCACACCCUAUCUUCAUUUUAAAAACAGAUGUGGAAUAGAUUUUGUUUUUCUUGAAUGGUGCACAAUUUUGGGGUCAGAAGUGAAAAUGUAUGAGUGCUUAGACAUACUGAUUGUCCUGCAUAAGAGUUCACGUAUAUAGCAUUUAUAGCACAAAAACGUGACUUUAGAGAGUUCAGCUUUUGGUUUUAAAGGGACACCCCUAGCUGGAAGGGAUCUCCCAUUUUUUGAUGCAUUAUAUAGAUAAGCUUUAAAAAUAAAAUCAAGAAAGGUGAUGUAUGUACAUGCUGGCCUUCACAGCUGUGUGUGUGUUUGUACACUGAUCAGCUACGACAUUAAAACCACAUGCCUAAUAUUGUCUAAUAAUGAUCCCCUUUGUGCUGCCAAAACAGCUGGAGGCACGGACUCCAUGAGACCUCUGACCAUGACCUGUAGUAUCUGGUACCAAGACAUUACCAGCAGAUCCUUUAAGUCCUACAAGUUGCAAGGUGGGGACUACAUGGAUCGAAAUUGUUGUUCAAGCACAUCCUACAGAUCUGAACUCUAUGUUCCUCAAACAAUUCCUGAACAAUUUUUGCAGUGUGUCGGGGUGCAUUAUUUUUCUGAAAGAGGCCACGGCCAUCAGGAUACACCAUUGGCACAAAGAGGUGUAUGUGGUCUGCAACAAUCUCUAGGUAGGUGAUGUGCGUCAAAGUAACAUUUACAUGAAUAACAAGGCCCAAGAAUUCCCAGCAGAAUAUUGCCCAGAGCAUAACACUGCCUCUUCCAGCCUCCCUUCUUCCAAUAAUGCAUCCUGUUGCCAUGUCUUCCCCAGGUAAACAAUGCAUACUCACCUGGCCAUCUACCUGAUCUAAAAGAAAAUAUGAUGCAUCAGAUGCGGCAACCAUUGCUCCACAGUCCAGUUCUGACGCUCAUGUCCCCAUUGAAGGUGCUUUUGGUGGUGGAUAUGAGUCAUCAUUGGCACUCUGACCAGUCUUGCAGCCCCAUGGACAGCAAACUGCAAUGCACUGUGUGUUCUGACACCUUCAGAUCAUGAUGUGCUACAGGUAGCUCUACUGUAUGAUCAGACCACCGGGAGUUGCCUUCAAUCCCCAUGUGCAUUAAUGAGCCUUGGGCACCCAUGACCCUGAUGCGUGUCCUUUUUUUUUUUUUUACACCACUUUUGGCAGCUAAUACUGGGAACUUCACAUUUUGGAGAUGGUUUGAUUGAGUCGUCCAGUAAUCAAUAUUUGGACCUUGUCAAAAUCACUCAGACCUUUUUGCUUGCACUUUUUUCCUGCUUUCAACUCAUGAAGUUCAAGAACUGAAUGUCUACUUGCUGCCUAAUGUAUGCCAACCCUUGACAGUUGCCAUUGUAACAAUAUAAUCAAUGUUAUUCACUUCACCUGUCAGUGGUUUUAAUGUUGUGGCUGAUCUGUGUGUGUAUACAAUUUAUUACGUAUUUAAAACUGUGAUACAAAGUAUCUUUCCUUGGCCAUGUUAUUCAACUGAAAUCGGUAACUAUAACAUUUGUUGCCCAAAUUAUAGGGCGUUUUCACACCACUCCUGUGUCAAUAUACAAUAUAUUUGUUUUUCAGUGUUUUAUGUUUUAUGGCUGUAGAUUAUUGCUACUGCCGAUAUUCUCAUGAACCAUUUGUAACCGUGCUUUGGCUGUUAGAUUUCCAUUUUCUUUUGUCACUAUUUUGUUAAUUUAUUUGUGUAGGUCUCCCCAGACCUUGAACCAUGAUCUGUUUCAGUCUGAUCUUCUCUCAUAAAAGGAUAUGUAAUCCAGUCAUUGCACCCAAACCACUUCAUUAAAUUGCAGUAGAAUGAGUGAGUGGCUAUAGUGUCCCUUUAGCUUCCUCUGCCUCCCAACUCCCUCACACAAAUCCCCUCCCCUCCCACCACGGUGAAAAAAGAGAUACAAAUUCUUUACUUACAUGAUCUCAGCAUUGGGUCUUGGCUCCACCUCCUCCGACGUCACUCAACAUGGGGAUGCAAGUGCCGCUCUAGCAUUAGGGAUCCCCAUAGCAAAGCAUGAAACUAUGAUUUCCUAUGGUAAAAUAGCACACGCUGGAUGUCCUCCUGCAGAGUGUGAGGACAUUCAGUGCCAGUUAGAGGGCCAAAAGCCUGGUAACAUUCUGGAAGCACCUCUAAUGGUUGUCUGGUAGAGUGCCACUAGAUACUGUCUUAGUGCAGUGUGUUACAUUGCAGCACUUAGGCAAUAGGGUUUGACGUAGUCUGGGUGCCUAUAGUGUCACUUUAGCAGUGAAUGCAUGUGUGGUAUUAUAGUGCUGCAGGUGAGAUCUUCACUUUGCAUUUCUUUACUGCAGCACUGCAAGGGUUAGUUUAUGAAACACAUAUUUAGGAAUGAGCAUUUUUAUUCUUCUGUUUUUAGUCAUAUAUUAUCAAUGUUUGCAUGAUUCUCUGUCAAGAUAAAUUCCUUCUGCCUUUAAGCUCCCGGAAAUUCCCUUUUAUGCAGGGGGGGGGCAAUACAUAAAUUGCACUGUGUAUCUGAUUAAAUAAAAAGGAGUAUUGUCCCUGUGUAUCUACCUGACUGUCUGAAACCGGCAUUCAUAUUCUGUAGCCACGUACUAAACUAGAUAAACAUGUAAUUGCAAUGCUGAAAAGAAUCCAUCGUAGACCAGUGGUGCCAAAAUAAAAGAUCCCCAGAUGUUGUCGAACUACAACUCCCUUGAUGCUUUGCAUGCCUUUGGAAUGCCUUUAGAAUGGCAAAGCAUCAUGGAAGCUGUAGUUUUUAAAACAUAUGGGGAUCUACCAUUUGGGCACCCCUGUUUACAAAUCUAUCGUAAUUGCCUAGUCUUUGAAAUAUGUUUGGAAAUCCACCAAUCUUCUAAAAUAAAAUCCACUGUAUCUUUUACGCACAGUCAGACCCUGUAACAUUAAUCUUUCCAACACACGGCAGCAAGUAAAUCCAUUCAUCUUGCACCUGUCGGAUUUGCUGGGGUCUUAUAAACUCAGGAUGGAGCUGUACGGCAGGAGGGUGGAGUAUUGUGAGUUUGUGUUUGCCUAGGGAUUAUUUGUAAAGAACAUUUCCUGGAAGUGUGUCCAAUGACACUGCUUAAGAAUAGAACGUGCAAGUCCCACCUCAAGUCACUGUGUAAACAGCACACACCGAUACUGAAUGUCUUUUGUGACCUCAGGAACAGAGCUGUACUUGGGUCGAUGGAACAGGUGUUUUUCAUGCCAGUAUUGUUACAUCAAGGGCUCAGUCGGAAAAUUCACUGCUAAUGGAUUUUCUAAUUUUGUUACUAUAAUUCAGGGUUUGACGGUACUUAGGAACCAGGCGAAAUAUUCCACAAAAUGCUACCAUUUCAUAAAAAUAUAAGGUUGGCAAUUUGUGGGUUUCUGUGUGCACCUGUCUCCCACUUCAUAAAAAUGAAUAUCGUUGUGCAAUUAUUCAGAUUAACUCUUCUUCUGGCUAGGGAGCAAAACAAAACGUGAAUGCUAAGCCUCUGAACUUGGAAAGCAUCAUGUGUUUGAUGAAAUUGUUUCAGAGAAACGACUUGCAACUUUGUACAGAAUUUCCUUUUGCGGAUGGCCACCCUAACUGUAAAACUACUUGACUAUUUCAAAUCAAGAUGUAUUCGAUAGCAUGUCACUGAAUAACUUGGUGCUGAAUUAAGUAAGGCACGUGGAUAAUUGGUCAGUUUUAGUCCGUUUUGUGUUUUGAGAAUUGUAAUAGUCCACCUUAAAGGAACACGACAGGGUCAGGAACACAAACGUAUAUUUCUGACCCUGUAGUAUAAGUAUAGUAAAAUAUUCCUUUUAUUCCAGUCUGCUGCUGCUGACUCCUCUGCCCUGAUCUGCCUGUUUAUCUGACAUCAUCAGAAGUAAAGGUCUGAGCCAAACGUAAUGCUUUCCUAUAGGAAAACAUUGGAUUGGCUCAACUUGUCAAGGAGGCAGAUCAGGGGCAGAGCCAGCAGAAGCCAAACACAGUCCUGGCCAAUCAGCAUCUCCUCGUAGAAAUGCAUUGAAUCAAUGCAUCUCUAUGAGGAAAGUUCAGUGUCUCCAAGCAGAGGGUGGAGACACUGAAUGGUGCAGCACUGCCCCCAGGAAGCUCCUCUAGCAGCCAUCUAAGGAGUGGCCAGUCCAGGUAUCCCUAGGUGGCAAUGCAAAAACUGCAUUUUCUUUAAAAAGACAGUGUUUACUGCAAAAGGCUUGCAGGGAAUGAUUAUACACACCAGAACAAAUACAAUAAGCUGUAGUUGUUCUCAGGCCUGGCCAUCGGGCACACACACAUUGCACCCCUCACACACACACACACACACACACUCACAAGAUGUCCUCCACACACACACUGCACCACCUACACACACACACUACAUUUCUGACAUACACAUUCUGGAUCCCCUAUGCACACACGAUUUCUUGUAAGCAAACACAUACUACAUUCCCUAAACACACACUCUCUACAACCCCUACACACACUACAUUAUAUUUAUAUAUAUAUAUAUAUAUAUAUAUAUAUAUAUAUAUAUAUAUAUAUAUAUAUAUAUAUACACACUACAGCCCAUUUGCACACCCUCGCUACAUCCCCUAUACACACUAUGCCCCCUAUACACAAACUCUCUACAACACCUAGACACACAUACAUUACAUUUCACUACAAGCACAACAUGACUGGAACCAACAUAUUAACAAAAAAAACACACCACAAUCAGCUUCAAACACUUGCACAGUACUCUUUCCUGGCUUUUUUGUCUUUUGGUAUCCAAUUUAUGGAGAUACCAGAGACAAGUUUCAAAGAAACACAGCACAAGCAUGUUAUUAAAUUUGCUUGCGCUUUGCAGAACAAACACAGGGCCCUUUUCUCAUGCUAGGGCUCUUCAGCAGAGCUCUGUGCAUGGUCUGCCCUGGAAGAGCAUUGAACCAACAUGCUCACUUUGAGAUGGCGCGUGCUUGUCAUUGGGAUGACAAAACACAUACUAUCUGGCCCCGCCCCCUUUUCAGUGGGCCGCUGUGAUAAAAAAAAAUGCCCGGGCCGAUUUUUUUUUUUUUUUUUUUACCAGUCCGGCCCUGGUGGUUGUUGUGUCCUUUUAAAGGGUUUGGUGGAAAGUCCUUAGCUGGUCCAAAGUCUUCUGAUCUGAUAGAUCAAUGGGAGUAUCUUUAGGAGAAUACUUUUUAACCUUGUGACAGUUGUACCCCUUGGUGAAUUCCUAACCACACUUUAAUCACCAUUAUGGAGUUUUAGAAUGGAAAGGUGGGAGGGGGAUGGAUUUUACCACUUAUGCUAUAAAAAAAGAGAGAAUGAAUAGUACAAAGGUCAUUAUAUAAUUUGAAACUUUUGCAAUUGUCUUAUAAACUCUUAAAGAUUAAAAGGUCCCAUGAUUAAAUCGAACAUCUUCCAAAGAGAGAACCUUGGCAGGAUUAAUCACCGGAUUUCCCAACAUUAAUACGUGUCUUUGUGUCAUAACACUCGGACUACUGGUUAUUCUACAAAAAAAAAAAAAAAAGCUAAGCCAAGUUAUUUACUAAACAGAAACUCUGUUAUCACAUGCCUUCAUCCCCUGCUCUCUGCAAUAGUUGCCCAUAAAAUGUUAUAUAGCCUAUGAAGUCGACUUGCUGGCUUUUAAAGCUUUAAACAACCUCCGUGAGUAUCUAUUUCUCUCUCUAUCUCUUUUUUUUUUUUUUUUUCCCACUCUGCCCCGUACCUUCUCUCAAAUUGUUAAGUUCUUGUACUGUGCAGGCUCCGUGUGAAGGCUCCUGUUUGCCCUAUAGUUACCCUUGAGUUCUGGACCACUUGGUGCGUGAGUGUCUCUUUAAGUGGAUUUUCCAGUUAUUGACUUGUGGUUUUGUUUAAAAUUGCUUUAUUAAGUUGAUAAAAUUAGUGUGUGUUUGCAUGUUACUGCCCAACAAACCGAAACUGGAAUGGUACAGGAAAUUGGUUAUAUUAGCCUAAAUAGUGUGUAAACUUUUGCAUUAAACUUCAAAGCACUCAUUGUGAAUAGGCUUUCCGAUAAUGCUAGUAAUUUGUCCAAGUUUACAGUGAAGGCCACAUCAUCAGAAAUUUGCCGGUAGCUGUUAAAACUAAACUAACCACAAAAACAACACAAUAUAUUGUAGGAUUAUUGGCGUUAUGUGACCAUUGUCUUCAGUUACUGCAAUUCUCAAAUUAAGUGUAAUAUGGGAAAACUUAUUUAGCAUAAAAUGUUCUGUAUAUUUUGCAUGAAGUCCGCUGCAUUGAUUUGCAAAGGUUUACAUUAAAGUACUUUUAAAGGGACACUAUAGUCGCCAAACAACUUAACAAAGCAGUUUUGGUGUAUAGAUCAUGCCUCUGCAGUAUCUCUGCCGUUUAGGAGUAAAUCAUUUUGUUUAUGCAGCCCUAGCCCCACCUCCCUGCAUGUGACUUACACAGCCUUCGUAAACACUUCCUGUAAAGAGACAUAUCAUAAUGAAACUUCCUUUAUUGCACAUUCUGUUUAAUUUAGAUUUUUUUUUUCCCCUACUCUGUUAAUAGCCUUCUGUGUGUGAGUAAAGUUCAAUUUACAGAGCAAGGGAUGAAACUUCUAAAGCAGGUUAAGGUCUGAUUUCAAAGUGAAACAAUUUUGUUUUCAUGCACACAAUGUGAGUGAGAGUCAGGGGAAGUGUGGUUAGGGCUGCAUAAAUUGAAACAAAAGUAAUUUAACUCCUAACUGGCAGAGAAUUGAGCAGUGACCCUGCAGGGGCAUGUUCUAUAGAACAAAACUGCUUCACUCAGCUAAAGUUGUUACUUAUAGUGUUCCUUUAGAUAGUAGAAAGAUGUGAUUUAACGCUACGCCCCAGCUGUAUGUUUCAUUGAUAAGUGAUACACACACGUAAUUAGUCAUUCUGUCACACACCGCCACCAAGUAACAUUUACACACACACCCAUAUAAUCGCAAUCACAAAUUCUUCAAACUAGCCGUACUUUUCUAUACAAACACACGCACACAUAUAAAACCAGACACACACACACACAUCCCCCAUCCCCACUGUAUCUCCUAUAUAGACCCACAAUGUGUAUAAAUGUAUUGAAAUAUACAAAAAAAACCUGUGAAGUAGCAACUGUAUCAGUCUGUUUAUGUAUUGACACCCAUUGGUGGAUCUGCUUUGUCAAUACAGAAUGGCGUAAAGGCCCAAUUUCUUUCUGGAGAGCUGUAAACAAAACAACCUAAAUAGUGAAUUGUUUAUCAUCUCAUAUUUUGCAGUAAUAAAACUUUAUGUAGGAAGCGGCUUUUAUUAGUAAUCAAAUUUUCUUCAUGGAGGAUAUAAAUGGUGAGUACUAUAGGGCAGGUCUUUUUGUGCGCUGCCACACACAUUAACGAGUUUUGUUAACAGGAAAUCCAUGGGGACUCUGUGUAAACCCAAAUUUGUGUUUAUUUUUGGGUUUGGGGGAUAGUGUCGAGUAGAUCUGAUUGAUGAAGCUUCUAAGCAGGGAUUAUUGCUUGAAAGUUAAAAAAAAAACAAAAAAACCCUUCAGGCCAGGAAACUGCAUGAACUCCACCUAGAGCAUGAUCCAGUAACGGCCUAAUGCCUCCCAGUAGCUCAUAAUGCAUGCUAAUUCACUGCUUUCAUAUGGAUACAUUGUAUUGGAGGUGCUUUUUGUCUGGGUUAAAUUGGAUUAGUGCAUUCACACCUCCACAGAUCUGGCUCCCAGUUAAUUAUUAUUAUUCGACUCUUGCUUUGCAACAAUGCACGCGUUUUAGUAAAAGCCAUUGUCACUAGAACUAACAGCUUAGUAAAGUAACUGGGGCAUAACCAUUUAUUUUGCCUCGUGUGGCCAAUUCUUUGUAUUCUUAAAGGGACAGUGUGACGUCAUCUGGAGUGUUCCAAAAACUCAGUUUUGGGCAUUUUGAGGUGUCUAAACGCCCUAAAAACUAUACUGUGAAAGGGAAUGUGUGCUAUGACUGCUUUCACUAAGAUCUUAUGAUUCAGGCGAGGUUGAUUAGAAAUUUCAGCGUAGCUCAAACUCCUCCUUUAACCCCUCGGUGUCCAGAGAUGCUGAAAUGCAUUGCAGAGCUCUUUACUGUCGAUCUCUUUGGCCUGGAGAGGAUUAAGCAAGCCUAUUCACAUUGAAAGGAAUGUAACUCUGCCGGAGCCCUCAAUACAAGUCUAGACAAGAGGGACCAAAGCCUAUUGUAGAGGAAUGUUUCAAUUCUAGUAUUCUGGAAAUCCUGACUGACUCGACCUCUGGCGUACAGUGGCAUGAUGAGGGUAACUGCGCCUAGUUGAUUAAGGAAGUUGUCCAUGAUCAUUAGAUAAGAGAGAUAAAAGAAAGCAGUGUAGAAACAGAGAAAUAGCUUUGAUUACCUCGUGAUUAUUUAUAGUAGAAUACAAGGAAGUUAUUUUGUACUGCACAAUUAACUCUUCGUAUUCUUUAUCGCUAGUGAGAAUCAGCUCUUGGGGUUUCCUGUUUUUCAUAGUAUUAUUUUAACUUUAUUUUUCUUCAUGUAAUUAUUAUUUAGAAGUUAAUUGGCUUAUCCAUAAUUUUUCUCUCUUUAAAAAUAUACCUCUCGUCGACGUGUACAAGAUGUGCCAGGACAGCAAAUUAAUUCCCUUAAUUUAAAAAAAAAAAAAAAAAAAAAAAAUUGAAAUUCAAAAACCCAAACAAUCCUGCAAUGCAUGGUAUCAGAUGGCUCGGUCACUGCACAUUCUUGCUUUCCUCUGUAGUUUUAAUAAUGAACUCUGCAGGAAGACUCACCCAGGCACGGCUACGGCUAAAUUCCCAUUUGUGUGUACACUGGAUUUUAAAUGUCGGAAUAAUGGAAACUCCAGAAGUGAAUGUGGAUAAUAUAUCGCUAUUGGUAGACCUAACCAUUAACCAUUUCCGCCAAAUUACAAUGAUACAUGGAUCGGAGAAGGAUUUGGAUUUCUGGUUGUGUGGCUUAGGGUCCUCCUGUACAGUCUUUCUAGAUUGUUUUGUUUAUCGUAGGAUAUAUUUAAUAACAAGAUAAAUCUUAAGUUCAUACUAGUGUGAAAAAAAAAAAAAGUAGUCCUUGUCUGUGCCAUUUGUGCCCUGGCCGCUCAUUAUUGGUGGCCCUCUUGCUUUUCUCAAGACUCUUAACUCCUUCAGGACAAUGGAUUCAGCAAUUCCAUUAAAUCAUGGUGGUUCUGGUACGUAUCCGGUCAUAAAUAUUUUAAAUGCUAAGCAGAAACCCUGGGCAUUGAAACUUCUUUAUAUUUAAAAAACAAAAAACUUUUCCUCCAUUACUGGAAGAUGCUUGUAGAACACGCACAUUGGUAUAAACGUUGCCCUGGAACAUACAUUUACCGUACUGUCCUGAACCCUGUAAGAACCCUGAAGAUCUGUACAUGUCUUGUUAUUAUAUGGAACCGAAACAUAAUAAAUUAGAGGUUCUGCUUGAGGACAGUUUUAAACCUUUCAUUGCCUGAGAAGCCUUAUUAUGCAUUUCCCAUUGGCAGUAAAAAAGUUAAACUAAUCAAAAAGAUUGUAUUAGUGACUUAUUUGAAACGUUUUCUGAAAACCUGAACUCAUGAAAUGUUUUGUUUUCAUUUUGUCUACUUUUUUUUUUUUUUUUUUGACAUUUGCAUCAUGGUUUCUAAACCUUUUUCUUGUCAGACAUGAUGUACCUGAGAACACCUGUGAUUUUGGUGGGCGGGAGAGAAAUCUCUUUUUUGACGUCUUGUUUCCUGCUAGGAGGUGGGAAGAAGGGAGGGCUGGGGAGGGUUUAGACGCUGCAGGUGAGGAGGUGAUGUCAGUGAUUGCUACCUCUCCCAGCACAGACAUUUCAUGUAAGGAAGGGAUUCCUGAGUCUAUGGAAAGGAGGACAAGGGAGGUUUAACUGGGGCAAAAUGUUUGACGAAAGAGGCCGUUUUGAUGGGUUUAAUCGUAGGAUUUCACGGCUGUUUGGUAAGUGUUUACUUAGUGACCAAACCUUUUUUUAUAUUUAUUUUUUUCAUUUUUUUGCUACUUUUAGUUUUGAUUCUGCUUUAAGACUUUAAUGCGUUUACAUCUGGUUACUGAAUUUUAGAAUCAGAAUAGAUUUUUUUUUUUUUAUAUGAACGAUUUAUCUUUUUAUUGUUUUUUUUUUUGUUUUAUAGAUUUUAUUUUUUUAUCAUAAAUUGCUUGUUGUUAAAUCUCUUGGUGAGACGUUACCUUAUCUUUUGCUCAUUCAAUGUAUAUUAAGCCACGUGAAGAUGUCUCCGUACUUUAAGUUAGUGACUAUUUUGCUCAUCAUCCUUACAACACAGGGUUCGUGUCCACCUUUUCUGAGAAACAUAAACAUCUGUGUGAUUGAUGCAACUGUUGGCAAAUGUGUUUUAUAAAAGAGCAUGUUAAUCCUUGCUCAGUAGUUUACUAGUGUUGGCAUUGUAAAUGUUUAAUUACACCUAAAUCAGGGGCCUCCUGUUGGUUCAGAAUCAGAUUUCCCACAAGGAUUAUGGGAAAUUUGGCGUGCAGCAUCUGUGACGCAAAGUAACCAUUCACUGUCAUAGAUGCUGGCUGCAUGUCAUGAGACAUGUAAAUGAUAUCAUCCCCCAUGGCAAGACUAACCGUCACAGACUCUAAUUCUACAUAAUAUUUAAAAAGACUGUCCCUUGUUUUGCUCACAUCAGAAUUGCAAGUGAAGACUUGAAAAUGUGGAUAUAAUUUUACUGCAGGCAGAGGGAGGGUUGUACCCCAUCAUCUGACUUGUUUUUGUUUGUUUUGCCAGCAUGGCUUAUGUUUAUGUUGCCAUUGACAGAUACAGGUGCCAUCUACUCAGUAUAGCUAUUAUUUCUUAAUAAAAGGCCUACAUGAAUUUAUUACAAAGGUCCAAAUUGCAGCAAAAUGAAAUCUGAGUUGCGACAAGCGAAUUUAGAGAAUUUUUCCAGGUUAGUUGUUUCAUUUUAAUUUUGCCAUUCUGAUUUUGAUUAACUACAAUUUGGAGUUUAGAUCAUUCUGAACGCUAUACAGCUUAUUACAAAAAUGUCUCGGACAGUGUGGGUAGAAGUGGUUGCAGUUAUCAGCUGCCAUGUUUGCGGACAAUUAUAUUUUUGUCCCAUUUGUACAACUUGACAAGGAGAGCAAGCCAGGAAAGCUUAAAUUAGAUAUUUGCCUAACACUCGAGAUGUCGUAGAUACUGCUAAUGGUUGUGUGGGUUGGCAUGACAGGUUUGGCACAUCAUGGUACUUGCUCUCACAUGCCUGCACUGUGAUCUUUUGCCUGAACACAAAAGAUGUGAUCAUGCCCUGUUUUUUGAGAAACAUCUGGGUUAUCAUUGAGCAAAAUUGGGUUAACCGCUCCCAAAUCACCAUGUUUUUUUUCUUCAAAUUUUUCUAAAGUGGAACUGAGGUUCUUGGGAACCAACCGGCUGGGCAUGUCUGCAAGGGUAACUUAAAGCAAUUAAAUAUUGUGUCUGAUGGAUUGUGUGUUGGGAUUGUUUUAACGCACACAUUUAGUAACAAGGGAUCUCUAGGUGUUGUUUCCGUGGGACUAAGGCCUCUAUUACCAUAAUUAACAUUACAAACCUUCAAUACAGCAAUUGUUGUCACUUAGGAAUGACAUACAGGGGGCUUAGUUUCAUUCAAAUCUAUUACAAGUAAACCUUUUGAGAUCUAUUUUAGAUCUAUUGAACAUAACCUUUUAAGUAAAUGUAAUUAGUGGUUUUCUUUUUCUUUUUUGUUUAGUGAAUAUAUACAAGGUUAAAGAAUUCUUUCUGUAUGUGUGGACUUGGCAAUGUAUGAGUUAAUGAUUUACAGUAUGUUGAACUUUAAACAAGGUAUGUCAGGAAUGUGUAGCCUUGUAUAUAGGUGGUACAGGUAUGCAUUUUAUACAGGAAAUAAACAAAACUAUAUUCUGGAAUUUUAUAAAACUAUUCAGUGAUGACUUAAGGGUUAACUAUGAGGGUUGGUUUGGUUGCUGAAGGCAAAAAAUAGAACAUUCUUGAUCCCUUAUUCACAAAGAAAAGUGAUACAAAAAUGUGUUUUAGGUAUUUUUUAUAGUAUUUACUCUGUGACCAUUUAUACCCAAAAGUCCUUAUUGUAAUUGGCAUGGCUGGGUUUUAAAUAUUCACAUCAGCUUUUUUUGGCAUUCCAUUAACCCCUACAAUCCAGGUUUCUGUUGCAGAAAAUAUUGCUAAUUCCACCCCCUCCGCCUUCUAAUUUGGGCAAAAACUAUUUCGCCUUUACUUAUUAUUGCUGUAGUUCAAUAAGCAAGGGGUGUCUUUUAGACAAUAGCAGUGAUUAUGCGAGUGGCAGCAAAGGUUAAAUGAAAGGGAUCAGUGCGUUGCUGGAUUUACUUUGCAGACGCCCCUAGGCCAAGCAAUAUGACGUCCUCUACCCCACCAAACAGCCCGGGCGAGCUACUAUACACUAUAAGAAUAUUGUUUGCAGAGGGACUCAAAGAAUUUGAGACUAAAAUGCCAAGGGGAUGGGGCAAGUGCCCUUUUAUGACUGUCUCGUAGAAGCCCAUAUUGACUUUUUUUGUAUAUACUUUGUUUCUAAAGGGAAAUAUUAAAUUAGUGCAAUUGGUCUAACAUUGCUUCACUUUGGUUAUCAGAUAUUUUUAAAGGGUGAGAAAGAAUGGAUCAUACUGUCAGCUCCUUUUUCCAUUGCUGAACUUCUCUCUGUCUGCGGCAGUGGGCAGGAAUAAAAUGGACACCAUUAAUCAGACACAUGUUUUGUGCAUAGGUCAGUGAAGCCUGCGUGGGUAAUACACAGAGCAGAUACAGUUUGAAAAUCUCAUACCAUCUAUACCCACUCUAGCUGUUUAAAGUCACAAAUGAGAAAAUAGAAUCUCCAUUUAGUUCCAUUUAGUUGCUUGUUAUAUGUGUAGCGCAUGUCAACGUAUAAUGUGAGUGUAUAUUUAAACAUGUCAAUUUCUAUCUUGUCACUAGAAAUUCAUUAUUAUUUUCUCCGUGGGGAUCCACAGCCCCUACACCAUAAACGUUUUUGGGGGACGGGAUGCUGGAGCACUUCCUCUUCUCUUCCCACUUAUGCCUCUUAUUUCUCUAUUUUUUUCCCACCAUUUUACUUAGUAUCAGAAAUCUGGGGGAACCUGGGGUGGGUGCCCCGGGCUGUGUGGGGAACCAGAGUCUCAUGAGUUUUUUAGUUUGUUAUAUUUUUUAUUUUGUACUAUUUGACAGCUAGAUACCCUACCUCCUUUUUACUGUACCUGUAGCACAGAAUUGAGACAACUUGAGAUAUUUGUGAUGCUUUAUAAUUGUGUUAUACUGUGUUGCAAGAUUCAUGUGUUUGCAAUGCAGGGAACCUGUGUGUCCCACUGUGAUGCCAAUUGUUUUGGGGACCUGCGAGUCCUACCAAUGCCCAACUGAUUGAUUUUUUUUUUUUUGAUUUUUUAUCUUGAAUAUAAAAAAAAGUUACAAAAAAAAUAAUUAUUUUCUCAAUUAUUACAGUCAAAUGGAAAUUCAAUUCUAUAUGAAAAUACUUACCAUUCUACAUAGAUUUGACUUUUCUACUUUUUUUACUGAUGUACGUUGGGGAUUGCAGGGGAAAAACAUUUUUUUUGAAUCCUGUUAAUGAUUCCUGCAAGACUAUAAAGUCAAACUAUAUUAUUUUAAAAUUCUCUAAUAAUGAGAGCACCUUGUUUAAAUGACGGGUUACUUGGGGUCUAAUGCGCUAAGAAAAAGGGGACGUAUGUAUAGAUCAGGCUUCCCCAAACUCCGGCCCUCCAGAUGUUGCUGAACUACAACUGCCAUGAUUCUCAGCCUAUCUAUUUCAUUCAUAGAAUCAUGGGAGUUGUAGUUCAGCAACAUCUGGAGGGCCGGAGUUUGAGGAAGCCUGGUAUAGAUGGUGUGAUAUAUACAACUGGUCCCUGGAAACUUGUUUACUUGUUUGAAAGUGAUGGUGAAGUUGGCCACGGAACAGGAAGUGACACGUUGAUACUUUCAUUUAAAUGGAUGCUUUGAAUCUGGCAAGCUUGGUGUGAAAACCCAAUUACUGCCUUGCCUGCUGAAACUGUCCACCUGCAUUCUGAAAGUGAGGAGCCUGCCAACAGUUAGUCAUUCGACAUCAAAAACAAUGUGAAACUGUUUCAUGACGUAAGCUGGGUGUGUUUUAUUGAGCUAUAUAUAUGGAAACAUAUCACUGAUAUCCAUAGGUCAAUACGGAAAAAGUAUGCCAAAGUGAGCAUAUCUUGUGAAUAAACAUUUUAAAAUUAUUUUUAUUUUUUUAUAUUUUCCACUGGCCCAUAGAUAAGUGGAAUAUUGCAGACGUAAAACAACAAGUUUACACAGACGAGGAACAUCUCAAAGGGGACUCUGUGUUUUUCUGGAAACUACGUAUUAUAAGCACUUUAAUGACCUAAUAAAAUCCAUAAUGACUUAAAUGAUACUGUAUUCCUCAUUUCAUUUUGAUUUCUUUAACGUUUUAAAGACUAGCAACAGAACAAUUAAAUCAGAACAAUCUACCUAUAAAAAUCUUAUCAAAAUUUAAUUUUUCACAAUUUUAGCACCAUCUGAUAUCACAGAGUAACGCAUGGAAAAAUAAAUAAAUAAUACUAAUGGUGCGUAAAAAGAUGACAAUAAUGAAUGUACUUGCUCCUUAUCUGUCCAAACCCAAGGCAGCGAAAAAUUUACUACUGUGAUAAAAAUGCACGCGGUAAAUAUCAUUUUAACAAAAUAGGUUUAAAGAUCAUAUUGCUGUGUAUUUAAUGUGGUCUGUCCGCUUGCUAAAAUAUUAUUUUAAUGUCAGGUGGCAAUGUCUGCAUUUAGGGCAUUGGUGGCAAACGUGCCAAAUAUUAUCUGGGCUAUUCACUAAAAGGAGAAUUCAAAGUGAUUUUCAAAUUCUAAGGCUAAAGUAGUCCAACUGGAAGCAAAGCUGAAUUAACUAAUUUACAUGAAUAUGAAAUGCACUUGGAAUUCAUUGCUAUAGUAUAUAGUCACACUAGUGCCGCUAUACAUCACUAAUUUAGAGCAAUGUCAUAUACUGCUUGUCUGGCCUGUUGGGUGUUUUUCUGUGAAGUUUGGUUAAAGGGUCACUCCAGAUGCCUAAACCACUUUAGCUUGCUGAAAAGAGUUGUGUGUGAAGAGUGUGUCUUAUUUUUUCAUUUUGCAAAAAAUGCAGAUUUCAAUAGAAAUCUACACUUUUAUAAAUUAAUCUGGUUAGACCCCCUUGGCUUUCAAGCAGACAACAGGUCCUGUUACUUCCUGGUUUUGUUGGCUCAGUGCAGCUGACCUCAAGAAACAGCAAUUGCCCAGAGCACAUUGUAAUCACUUGUCAUCCAUCCUAUAUAUUCAUCCAUUUAAAAAAGAAACAACUCUUUAUGUACUGAACUCCAAAUUGGCACUAUUUCCCUAAAUUUUCAAAUCUGAGAUUAAUUUCAUUGCAAUUCUGAGUUUAUAGUGUGUAAUGACCAUAAACAACUAGCACCACCUUGGGCAUAUCCGUUCCAACACUUUAUACAUUAAGAUCAUAUCUAGGGUCAGAGUAUCCCUUUCAAUGUGUUACAUUUCUCUCCCUUUCAUUUAAGUAAUUUAAAAUGUAUAUACUGCAUGAUUUUGUAAGAAGCGAUUUACAAUUGUCAUCAGGACUUAGUCACUUCCUGGCAGGAAGAAAAACCUUCUCAUCACACUGUAACAGAUAACAAGUCAGGAUGCCCUGAGUACAUUCUGCAACACAAGAUUUCAUUAGAAUGUUAGAGUUUAGAAAGCAUGUUUAAUUAACAUGUGUGAUCUGUUCCUUUUAACCAUAAAAGGGCGGAAUAAUGGGAAAACCUGUAUUCUCAGCAAUUUAGCUAGUUAAGAUGUUCUUUUCAAUUUUUAACUCUGGAGUUAAGUAAUGUUGCUCAUACGUUUAGCAAGAUUUAGCAUGUAACAAUAUCCAAGAGAAUGGGUGAAACCAGAAGAGAACAGUCUAUUCCCAAUUCAUGGAUUGCUAUGUUUUAGAUUUUGUUCCCAAGUCUAAAGACACAACCACAUUUUUUAUCUUUACAGACAAGUCAAUGGUAUGCGAGAUUAGCCUCUGAAUUUAGAUGUAAUUUGUAGUCAGAAAUAUUUUCAAACCAACACAUUUUAUUUCAGUGCAAUUUAGGAAAAAAACUGAAUAAUUUUGGACCUUACAGGCCUCCAGAAUGUCGUCCAGCUUUUAAAAAACAUUUUUUAUUAUUAUUAUUUUUUCCUGGAUUUAAUUUUCAUGCUUGCUUAACUACGUUUUAGAUAAAGAGGUGUGCUAUAGCGCUAGGGUUUGGCUUGUCUAUAAAAGUUUUAUAAGUCAUUUUAUGCAUGCGCCAAUAGAUUAAUAAAUUGUGAGUUUGUUACUGUCUCCUUUUUAUAAUGCGUUUAAUGACUUUUCGCAGUCAUUUAGUCAGGUAAUUUAUAAUUAAUGAAGGCGUUAAAGAGACGGUGUUUGCAAACAGGUUUAUAGAGUACAAAAACAAAUAAAAUCAACGGAUUAUUUUGGCAAAAAUUUUAAAUAAAUUGAGACUGAAUUUAGACUUCUUUUCCUAACACCCUUAUUUAUUUCUAAAACCGUACUCUAUUUAUUUAGACUGCAAUUUUUCUGCAUGUUUAACCCAGUUAUAACUGAACCCAUACUUUUUUGGGGGGUUAGCAAAACGGGUGUAGAAAAUACUAGUGUGAAAAAGCACACAGUCUAAACACUGGCCAGAGUUUUUUAAAGUAAAAAAAAAAAUACACUCUUGGUACUGCUGGUGCUUUUUUAAACUACAUUUCCCAGAAUGCUAAUUCAGUUGACAGCUAAUUACAAUGAUGUGAUGUACAAUUCAUGUGUGCUACAUAUGUGAGCCUAAGAAUUUGACUAAGAAUGUAAGGGAGACGUAUUUCAGUGAUAUUCACGGUGCCCAGGUUAGCCAUUGCCAACACAGCUCGGUUUUAUAUUAGAAUAUUGAAUUGGUAUGUUACCAGUGGCCUUAAUGCCUUUGAAGCCAGGAUGAAAUGGGUUAAUGUAAGUGAUUGUAUCUGCCACAUGAUGCGUAAAAGAAAAAUCUGUACACAAAGUUUCCACUGGACUGUUCAAUUCUGUCUGAUAUGCAUUUGCAUGACUCUUUCCACUCUUUCCUCUUUUUUUUCUUUUUUUUGUAGCUAUUUGUAAAAUAUAUUCUAUUUUCUUGUAGAAUCUCCAAGACUGUCUGUCGCUUCUUCCAGCAGCAAUGAAAAAUUAUCCAGCUCUGCGUCACUCUGCACAGAGUUUUAUGACUCCGACCGGCCCGUGAGUGUCAUCUCGACAGCGUCAUCUGGUUCCUACCGCGAAGGCUGUGACAUAUAUGAGACCAUAGGUGUCAGAUCGCAGAAGGACGAACAAGUGGGAAACGGAUUAACAAGUCAGAAUAUGGAGCUGGUGUCAUCUGCUGCAGGCAGCCUGCAAGCCACGUAUCGGGAAAUGCAAAGCGGACUAAAAGGUGGCCACACUCCAAACCAUAACAAUGUCAAUAGACGUGGCCGUCUGGGAUCUAGGUCCCUCUCACCUUUUGGAACCAAGGUCAAUGUGAUCACUCACAAACUGAGCUAUGUGGAACGAGUAGUGCAGGAGAUCAUAGAUACAGAGAGGAUGUAUGUCCAAGACCUGCGAAGCAUUGUAGAGGUUAGUGUCUUUUUGCUACACCUUUUAAUUUUUGUUAGAGUGCAAACUGUUUUAUAUUUUCACUAACACAAUUUGUGACUGUAACCAGAUUACUUAGUGGUGUAUGAAAGUAUGAGGACCACUCUGCAACGCCCUUUUUGAGAAAUUCCUCUACAUUUUGAAUCAAGCUUGCUUCUGUGGCAUGUUGGACUUUAUUCUUGCACUCUUACUUCUUAGGUGAUAUCUGAUGCUUUCAAAGGCACAUAUCUCUGCUAUCGCUCCCUCUCGGUCCAAAACAUGCACUCACAUCUUGGCACGCUAUGCCUCUUUGUUGGUACUCCUAGUGCUGGACCAUAAGAAAACCGGGACAGAGAAAGCUAGCUCCCCUGUGGUAUUCUGUAAAAAGAGCCCAGGGUCCACCCAGAGGCGUAACUAGAAUCCACCGGGCACCGGUGUGAAAAUUUCCCUGAGGCCCCUCCUCCUUGAUGUCUUGUUCCUGCGCUCAGGCCCCCCCAUUUGCCUCAUUCCCUCGUCCCCAAAGCCUCUCCAUGUGUCUCAUUCCCUCUCCCCUUAGCCCCUCUGUUUCCCAUACUCUCCUCCCUCCCAGGCCCCUCCAUGUGUCCUAUUUCUACCUCUCCCCCUCCCUGUGUCCCAUUUCUCCCUUUGCACCGGCCCAUAAGUUAUUUGGGCGGCCCGUAAGUUAUUCGGGCGGCCCAUGGUCACGGCUGCAGCCGGUCCCCCUGGAGUGACUCCAGGGGGCCCGGUCACAGCUGUGACUGUGGUAGGUACGCCACUGGGUCCACCUAAGUCAAACUGUGAAAAGCCACAGGAAGUGCCUCUAGUGGCUGUCUGGUAGAUAGCCACUAGAGGCUGUCCUAAUCCUGCAAUCUAUACAUUGCCGUUUCUCUGAAACGAUAAUGUUUUACAUUGCAUGGCUAAGGGGGACAGACACUGCACAGAGAUUACUUAGUAUCCCUUUAACGGGCUAUGGUGCUGUUUGAAUAUUUGGGUACAGUGUUCUGUCUGCAAAAACGGUGACAUCAUUUAUGUUCAAAUAACGAGUGGCAUUUUGCAAAGCUGCAUUAUUUCUUACUUUAGAGCAUAUUGUAUUUUGGUGGAAUAUCCUGAAAAAAUAAACUACAAAUAUCAGAAAUAAACUUAAAAUGUCAAACUGAAUGAAAAGUGAGGCAUUCUAUAAAAUUUAUAAAAAGAAAGAGGGGAUUAAGGCGUUCGGCUUCCAUGGCAAAGAGGGCCAGAAACAGACGAACUAUGUCAAUAAAAUGUUAUUUUUAUAAUGGGUAAGGUAGAAAGCAGUGUGCAAAUACCGGGCGCUCUGAAACUAUAUCGUAGUAAUGUGCUGCAUUACAUUCUGUGUAGCACUUGUAUGGUAAAAUAUUAGGCUAGUUACCCUCUGCGAGAUCUGGCACAAAGGCUGAAAUGCUGCUCAUAUAAACACUGCCUAAUUGGGGAAUUUUGCACAUUUUUCUAUGUAUUACAAUGGAUUUUUACUUGUCUGGGUCACACAGGGUUAAUACUGAGUGAUCAGAAAUUUAGUAUUGAAAAAACUCUUUGGUCAGAGGCCCAUAUUAGACAUGGUCAAUGCUUUAUACACAAAACCUGCCUGAAGGGGUAAAGCACACUUGCGAGUCUGUAUUUGCACUUUUCCUAAUAAUGCUCCAAUUGAUGUGUGUCUCUGUGUGUAAUGUAGACUUGUUGUUGCCAUGGUAACUGGUGGUCUUGAGCAUUUUUUGAUAUUGUGUUUUUUUUGUCCCUACAACAAAUUCAAAGCAGCUAUGAGAUAAAAAAAAAAAAAAAAAAAAGUUGAAUGUUCUGUCUUUAACAGCGUUGCAAAUUAAGCGGCAAAGGCCCCAAUAAAAACUCCAAGCUUGCAGAGUAAUGGGUCAUUAAAUCUAUAUAAUAGUUGCUAUAAAACCAUAUUCGUUGGAUGAUUGUCACACCUGACAGACUGUUUUUAUUUUUUUAGGAUUAUCUGGGAGGCAUUAUCGACAAACAGGAGCUUCCAAUGAAGCCCGAGCAAGUCUCCGCUCUGUUUGGAAAUAUUGAAGAUAUCUAUCAGUUGAACAGGUAAAUUUAAUAUAUAUUCUUUAUCUAUUUUAUUAUAUUCACUUUCAUGAGCCUGAUGGAGCUGGGAUUGUCUUUCAACUAAAUAAACGUCAACUAUUAUCAGGAUGGUAUAUGAGCACAAUCUUGUUUGAGACCUAGUGGGGGCUAACAGAAGGGCAAGCGAUGAUCUAAGCCCUGCAGAGCCAGAUUAGCUCAGACAGAGCGCGUCCGGCUCCAGGAGAGGUGGGGAGCAGCGACCAGCGUACCCCACAUUAAAAGGUACACUGUUACCAAAUGGUUUACUUACUUACAUUGGUGGGGGCAUUAGAGAACUCCUGGCACCAUAGCCACUACAGCGCAUUGUUUGCUGCAAUUGAACAACAUUCACAUGCGCCAGGAAGUGACUGCCAUUCUGGGCAUACCAACGCUUAGAUAUGAGAACACAAAGAACAAAACAGAUCAUAUCUAAACAUUGGUAUGCCCAGAAUGGCAGUCACUUCCUGACGCAUGUGAAUGUUGUUCAGUUGCAGCAAACAAUGCGCUGUAGUGGCUAUGGUGCCAGGAGUUCUCCAAUGCCCCCACCAAUGUAAGUAAGCAAACCAUUUGGUAACAGUGUACCUUUCUAAUAUGGGGUACGCUGCUCGCUGCUCCCCACCUCUCCUGGAGCCGGACACUCUCUAUCUGAGCUAAUCUGGCUCUGCAGGGCUUAGAUCAUUGGCUGGGAGUAAUCAAUUGACACUUUCAGUCAACAUACAAUCCUUUGGCUGCAGGAAAUUGCACAGGAAAGCUAAAGGAAGCUACCGAGCAGGAAUGUCUGGCUCUUGUACCAGGAGAGAAGCUGGGAGUGGUAGAUCACAGGUAAGAAGCCAAAGAUUAUCAAAUAACUUGGCUACUUACAUAGGGGGUACUAGGGCACCCUUGGCUCCAUAACCACUGCACUGCGUUCCUUUAAUAGGCAGGUCAUUCCGUAUUAUAUAAAUAUUGUUGUUUUGUAAGAGGUUAAAAAGAUUGCAUAAAAUAAACAAAGUUGCUGUUCCAUUUUAUUUUUCUAAAUUCCUUUCAUAUCCUGAAUAAUAUCCAAUAACCUGAAUACCGGGCUUCACCAUGAUAACAAGAGCAAUUAAUAUUGUAUGAUCGUUGAAGCAAUGCCAAUAGUUCACAAGUUAUUAAAGCAGAGACUAAUAAAGGACUAGCUAAUUGUAAUUCUAUUGAUCACUGAAGCGAUACCAAUGUUUCACGUGAUUGAUUAAAGCAGGGACUAAUAUAGGACCAGACGUUUAUUUAUUUUUUCAGCUUUCUUAAAAAGAAUCUAGAAUAAAUGGAUUCCUUAUUUUUUCCUAACCUUUAAUAAUAAGUCUAGAGUCGACUCAAACAAGAGCUUUGUUAUCAAGAGUAAGCAAUAAUAGGCGCUCUGUGUUAAAUCCCAGAGGAUUUAAUCUUGUCUCACUUAUUACUGCUGCAGAAUCACAAAAUAAGACAUGGGCCUUGUAUAAUCUUCUAAUUCUUUAACACACUGGGUCAUGAUGGACACGGAACAUUAGAAACAACAUCCAAAGCAAAACAGAGUGGUGUAAACAAUCUAAUUGCACAAAAUGAUUAAUAGGAGCAAUGAAUAUUGAUGAGUCUAUUUUGUCUAAUGGUGCUUUCAAAUUUGAAUAGAAAUUGGAUGUAAAAACUAAACCGGUUCAUGUGGAGCAAGUCUUUUAUAGGUUUAUUUAAAUGUUCUCUGCACAGUGUGUGCAAACAAGGCUUGCCCUUAGCUUUGUUCGUACUUGGUUUCCAGCUGUGCGGAAUUUCUGAUUUCUAUCCACUACUGUCCCUUGUACUGGCAAUGUCUUUUGCAAAGCCAUUUAUUCCCCACUUAGAAUGCGUUGCCCACGUAUUAAGUUUUGCUUUGGAAUGAGAUGUAUGUUGAACAUGUGGUCUCUGCGGAGGAACGUAUAAUCUACUUGUUUGAGUUGUAGGGGAAAAGCUGAUCUAAAACACUUUAUAUAGUGCGCUUUGCACAAAAUGUGUGUGUAAUAGCUGGUAUUUAAGUAUCUAAAAUAGGCAUUUAUUUAUUUUUUUGUUAUUCUCUAAAACUGAUUACAGUGAAGAAGUGACAAAGUAAUUGCAAAUUUUAGGCUAAGACUUAUAGAUGGAAGAAAAACCCAGCUUAUUGGAAUAUGUUUUUUUUUUUUUUUUAAAUAAUAAUAAUAACAAUUUUCCUCCCCGUCUGGCUAAGAAUUUCAAUCUCCUUUACAAUCCCUCAAUUUUUUGAUUAGUGUAUGAACCAAAUUUGUAUUUAAAAUAAAGCAAAAACAAUGUAAUUAUUUUUACUUUAACUUUAAGUUUUUGUGCUCCCUGUUUGUUUCGUUUUGUUGCGGUUUUGUUAGCACUUGAUCGUUUGAAUAAUCGAUUUAUGUUACUGAACAUCUUAUAUUUUUACAUUAGUAACCUAGACUAGGUUCUGUAAACCUGCCUCACCUUAGGUUUCUGCCGCCCUUCCCAUAGUUUAGGAUGACUAAGCUACACUCAAGAUGAAACAGUGCAUGAGAUUCUGUUCCCAAAAAGGGGAGGAAUCACCAAUGAAAUAUCCCUGCUGGAUCCAUUGGUUUCCAUGGUGAUUGCCACACGUUUAGUAGUUUAGACCACAUUUUAGUGAAGAGAUCCAUUUUAUAAAUUGUUCCCAAAGAAUUAAGGUGCAGAUUACAUGAUAAUAGUUUAAUUAGCCUGGUUGCAAUUUGAUUUGAAAAUCUACCUCCAAAAAAAAUUUUAGACCAUUAAUUUCUAUUAACAAAAACUUAUGGUACAUUUUAAACAUUUCUUAACUAUAAUUUUUCUCCAUUUUGUGUUCCACAAAGUCCACAUUAGUGAACUGUUAGCAAGGUAUGUUAUCGAGGGUGGUGGUCAGUGAGUCCAUGAAAUGAAUAAUCUGUACAUUUUGUGCAUGUGUGGUUUUUGUAGAAUUCCGUUUUUUCAUUUUAUGUUGAAUUUUCUUCCAUUUGACCUAAGUUUUCUGCAUGGAUAUUUAAAAUUGCUUCUCAUUUUUGAAAAUCUGCUUUAGAACUCUUUUGUAGUCCGCUCAUUGCAAUAAUAGUACUACUUAAUCCAAUACUACGGCAAAACUAUGAUCACUAGUAAACAAUGGAAAUGUACCACGUGUUAUUUUAUAAAAACAAUCACCAUAUCCCUAAAUGCAGAUUAACUUUCUUUUGAUAUCAGCCAUUGUAUUGCUUAUUUUAUUUCAGCCGUGUGACUUUAUUUCCUUUUUGUUAGGGUUAUAAAGUAGAGUGAUCUCCAUUAAAUGCAUGUUUGCAUGUGUGUUUUGUCUUUCUUGUUUGAUAUAUAGAAAGUUUAAGUCCGUUAUCAUAAGAAAAAGCUUUGCAAUAACACUCCAAACACCAUAACCACUACACAGUAGUGGUUAUGGUUCCGCGAGUGCCCUGGAUUUUGUGGGGUAGUUUUAAUGCGCACCACUUUUUGUACCGAUAUAAACAUUCACUUACUGUUGGAUAUGUUGAACCAAUGAAGGGACCAGUGUGAAGGUUCUUAUUCCACUGGGGCAUUUGGAGCACAAUUUGGAAAACCGUAACUUAAAGGAUCCAUGAAACCAAGAUGCCCUGUUUAUACUUGUAACCUAUCGAAUUCUAUAAUGGUAUUCCAAACCAAGAAUGAAUGAGGAUGUUUAGUAGUCACAUAUUUUAUGGAUAUCUAAUAUCAAGGGUGUAUAACAAGCAAGCUUUUUUGAAUUCUAAAAACCGUUACCAGAAUUAUGUUUUGUUUUAAGCUUACCCCAGAGAGUUUACAUUUUGUUAGGUUUAGGCUUCUCCUAUGAUUACGAUUUAGAAAAAAACAUAGUGGCGAGUGUAUAAGUUUGAAGGUGGUGGGGAGCAAGAAUUUGUGUGCCCACUUUAUUACAAGUAAUCGACUCUGACUCCUUGAGAUGUCAUGCCCUACAUACCCAUUGUACAGCACUAUGGAAUCUGUUGGCGCUAUAUAAAUAAAAUAAUAAUAUAUAUAUAUAUUGUAAAAUGGCAACUCUUUGAAGAGAACUGACUCCAUCUAUUGAUUACCUGGACCACCACCAUCAGACUGCUAGGGUGCCCAGGAUCUGACAGCCCAAUGCAAAACCAAUGGGUGAUGUCAGAAUUCUUGUUAGAGCAAACUAAGCAUAUCUGAGGUGUCUACAUCCAGAAAACAGGGCUUUAUUCCCAAAAUGUUUUUCAAAUGUUGACAUGAGUUGCUUAGCUUCUCAGCAAUAGCUCAAUCUAUAAAAUUAAAUUUAAAGUUAGGGGAUUUUAGAACAAGACAAACACAACUUCUCUUUUCUAACACAUUCUUAUAAUUCACCCUUUCGACACCAAUAGAUUUGAUUGUGUUUUUCGAUUGCAAACAUGUACCCACUAAACAUGUAUUUGUGUUAACGCAAUCUGUUAUAUAAUAAUGACCCUAUGGCUUUUAAUGUUCAUUUUAAACAUAUUGUUUCUUUUCUGCAAAGUGUUCGGUCUUCAUCGUUCUUUACUGUGACAUUGCAAGCUUUGCAUGUUUUGUUGUUUUAUGGCAUGUAAAAUCUCCAUGAUGCCAUCUCUAAAUAUAAGCAUGUACUGUUUCCAUUUGCAGUGAACUUCUCCAGGAACUUGAGAGCUGCAGGGAUGACCCGGUGGCUGUGGCCUGUUGCUUUGUUGAAAAGGUCUGUGAAGACAAAUAUGUAUACACCUGUUUACCUAAGGAUUUUAAUAGAACACUGUAUGAACAGCAGUAAAUGACAUGACUUACAAUGACUAAAUUCAAAAAUACUAACCUUGCACUUAACUGUUUAGAAAUGUUUGUGGUCUGAUAUCGAGCUAUUGGCCAAUAAUUGACCCAUACUUCAACUUCCUAAGAAUUUAAACACAGGAGACAACAAUUUUAAUCUUUAAAAAUAGCCACACUCUCCGCUUCAAUCGGUUGGUGAUACACAUAGUGCUGACAGUAGUGAUAACUGUGGGAAGGCUCCAAUAUGUCAGGGUUAUUCACUAACUUGUGGAUUGCCGGUAAUUUUAAAAUUAAUUUGACUUUUUCAGCCAAAAUAGCUAGAUUCGGAACAAAACCUAAAUUUUGAGUUAAAAUAAAUACUGAGUUUUAAGAUGUGAAAUUCAGUCUAAAAUCCUCUGUUGGCACUUUAGUAAAUAACUUUGUUUUUUUUUGUUUUUUUACCCAUAAAUAAUUCUUACCACCUACUGAACAAAUGUCUGGCUUUUAAGGGUUAGUUACUGCUAAAUGUACUGUAUCUCUGUUAGGAGAAAAUUAUAUUAAAGGGACACAGUCAUGCCAAACUUACCUUUCUCCUAUUGUUUCCUCUUCUCUUCCUCUCUCAGAAUCUGUUCAUCUUUUCCUUAUUUCUAAUCUAGUUUUCUUUAAAAAAAAAAAAAUAUAUAUAGUUGGGGCUACUUUUGUCAAAUGUGUUUUUCUUACGAUUGACUUUCUUUGACCAAAGGAGGAGCUUUCUGUGUCAAAGAAAGUACUCACCCUCCUCCCUGACACAGGAAAUGGAGCGGAUGUACGCUCCUCCUUAUGUCAGAGAAAGUCAAGCGUAGGAAAAAUACAUAAGACAAAGUAGUCCCUUCUUUGUCUUAUGGUAAGAAAACCUAGAUCAGAAGAAGAGAUUCUGAGAGAAGAAGAGAAGCGGAAACCGUAAGAGGAAGGUGCGUUUGGCAUUACAGUGCCGCUUUAACCGGAUAUUGUUUACUAUAAUGUGCACUUAAGUACUGUAAACAGAUUUCAUGAACUAAAAAAACUACUUUGGUGAAAGUCACUAAGUUCCCACCAGGAUACAGAGCCCAGGUAUCUGCUACAAGGUAUCAACAAGAGAAUGCAAAUGUGGGUGUUCCCUGUUGGGUAUCUGUAUAAUGUAGGUCAUAGUGUUAGUGGCCUAUUUCUGUUUGGAACAUUUACACAAAAACCGUACAUCAAUAUAAAGGAAAUAAAUGCGUACACUGUGCAUUGCCAGAGCCCCUUAAAUCUGUGGUUUUUACACUUGCCUUCAGUCUAAUAUAUGCCCAGGUACCCUCUAACUUGUGUUUUGUUUUUGUCUAUAGAGUGAGGACUUUGAUAUUUACACACAGUACUGUACAAACUAUCCCAAGUAAGUAAAUAACUACAUUUUACACUUUAUUAAACAAUGGAUGCCAUAAGUUUCUAUAAAGCAGGGAUCUCAGACUCUGAAUUCCCCCCCCCCCCCAGUUGUUGGUCUUAAAUUCAUAGAAAGCUUUGAAAACAAUGGAAUUCUGGGGCUUGUAAUUCAUCAACAUAGAAUUGUGGGAGGUUUUUUUUUUAGUUCAGCAAGCUUUGUGGCCCUGAAUUUGAGAUGCAUGGCAUAAAGGGGGCAUGUUUAUUGGCUUACCCUGUGUAAAUAUUCUAUAUUUUAUUUUAUGCAUUAAAUGAAAGCUUUGUGCCGAGCACCAUAGAAAAUGUGGACAGAAUUGGUGGAAGACAGGUUUACAUAGUGACCUCGAAUUAAUAAGCUUUUCUUAUGAUUCAAUAUUUUAAAAAAAACUUUCCAACUGAUUUAUCUACAAAAAAAAUUGCACUUUAUUGGUGACAUCUGUAGAUGUCAUUUUGAAGGUUUUUACAAUAUUGAGUCAUUUGGAAAGCUUACUAAAUCGAGAAUUUUUCACUAGCUAAGGUGUUCCUCUUGUACGACUGAUUAAUCAGUCUGUGACAUAGUCUGACGGAUCCACUUUUCCUGUAUCCCUGAAACCCUGCUGACAGUCUGUAAAAUGUUCUGAAGUACAUUGAGGCCUCUAGGGCAGAUCCAGCUAUCUUGCAAAAGUCCAGGUGGACUGUUACUCCUUUGAAGCAGAGUCAUCCACUGACCCCUGUUAAGAAAUGUAAUCAUUUAAAAUAGGUGGCUGUAUAGUUUGAGGCAGUUGGCUACCCGGGUGUAGUGGUCCAAGUUCAUUUUUACGUGCCAUCUAGUUCUUAAUUUCUGCAGCUCAUGAUGGGCGUUGAACAGGAAAAGGAGGGUGUGGGAGAUAGGGAGGGAUGGGGCUUGUUUAAACAAGUCUGUGAGUAAACGCAGGAAAUCAGUAUGAUGAGACCUAGCAUUGUGACAAUAUAUGUUUAUUUAAAAUUAGAAAUACUUGAUAAGAUCUUUGCAAGUAGGCCAUAUACAUUUCAUUUUACAAUUAUGGAGAUGCGUGCAAAAUACUUUAGUAAAAUGUUCUUAAAGUUAUUCUGGCUCAUGGAAAACGUUUAAUUAAAAAAUCUGCAGAAAAUGACCUUCGAGUUAUGUUAAAAUGAUUCCAAAAUAUUUAGAGGUUAAUACAGUGUAAAAAUGGAUUAUUAAAAUUGGAAAUCAUUUUAAAAAAAUAGACUUAAGAUACAUAUAGUUUAUGGAUUUAAAGUAAAAUAUAUUUUAAGAAACUAAAAAUAAAUAUGGAUAUAAUAUAUAUAUAUAUAUAUAUAUAUAUAUAUAUAUAUAUAUAUAUAUAUAUAUAUAUAUAUAAUUUUUUUUUUUUUUUUUCCUUUCUAAACCUUAAUAUCUCUGUAGGAUACAUGUAAACUAAGCUUUGCACCUUUUAAAAUAUCCUCUUUACUCAAACUUUUCAUUCCAGUUCCGUGGCCACCCUGACAGAGUGCAUGAGGAACAAAGUCUUGGCCAAAUUUUUCCGUGAGAAGCAGGAAAUGCUUAACCAGUCUCUUCCGUUGGGAUCCUACCUCUUGAAGCCAGUACAGAGAAUACUAAAAUAUCACCUUUUGCUUCAGGUACCUUGGGGAGGGCGAUAUGGGUUGACAGACUGGGAACGUAAGUGAGAAGGAGCAAGCCAAUAGUGGGAAAAUGGAAUUGGUCAUCCAUGUAUGACUUCUUAGAUGAAUAAGGGAGGGAAGGAGUUACAUGGAAUUAAGAUUUCUUUUUGUUAUGCGCAUCCUUCAUUUAGUUAUAAUGUCAAUAGUCAGGGUUUGUCUUGGACGGAAUUGUGCAUGAACUUGGUGCAGUGGGUACGUGUAAUCCACACAUUCCACGGGAGAUACCUGCUCUCCUAAUUAGCUGUGUUCCUUCCAAUCUCCAGGAAAUAUCCAAGCAUUAUGAUGCAAACGCUGAAGGGAACGAAGCAAUACAAGAGGCGAUUGAAACAAUGACCGGAGUUGCUUGGUACAUCAAUGACAUGAAGAGAAAGCAUGAACAUGCUGUGAGGCUGCAGGUGGGGUGUAAAGCUGAGGCCAUGACCAACAAAUGGCCCCUAAAGCCAUGUAGAAGUUAACAUUUCAAAAGUUUUUUUCUUUUUAUCCUUUGUUUCCAAAUGCAUUCCGCAUCUCCUGCUGAUGUCAUUUGUUCUGUUUCCUGUCCGUAUCGGGGUGAUUAAGGUGUUAGACCAAGGUUUAUUCCGAUCUAGUGCACAAUAUUUGAUUAUCGUUAAAUGCACAUCAUGUUUGUUUUGUUCUCCUUGUCUCAAUUGAAGACAAGGAGCAGCAUUAUAAUGCGUACAUUGAGGUGCAAGCAGCAAGUCCUCUUCUUAUUCUAGUAGCUUCUAAAAUUUGCCAAAAGUUGAGAUAGCAGAGCAUUUAGACAGUAUGUUAAGAUUACUUGUAUAGAAGGCAUUAUCUCAAAUUUAGGAAAAUAAACAUUCUGCAGAGCUUUUAAUAAGCAUGGGUUUUUAUGCUUUUUCUUAAAUUAUUUUUUUUUUAUAGGAGAUACAGUCUUUGUUACUUAAUUGGAAAGGCCUGGACCUGACAACUUAUGGAGAAUUGGUUCUCGAAGGAACAUUCAGGGUUCAGCGUGCCCGUAGCGAAAGAACAUUCUUUCUCUUUGACAAGGCACUAUUUAUCACCAAAAAACGUGGAGAUCACUUUGUCUACAAAACCUUUAUUCCGGUAAGUGGUCUCUGUAUGCAGGUAAAAGCUUACUUGUUCUAUUUCAGUAGGACAAUGUGACUUAAACCUCCUUCUCACCCCAUUUCUUAUGGUUAGAAGUUAGGAACUGAUCUGUGCCAAUGGUGGUGAAAAAGGACAUUUGUGUGUAUUGUCUUUAUUUUGUGCCCCCUUUAUCUAGCUAAAAUAAUCAGUAACAGAUGUUAAUCCCAUACAUAAUGUAUUCUUAACAGUGUGAUUUAUCAUUUCAGUGUUCAAGCCUGAUGCUGAUUGAGAGUACCAGAGAUUCGUUAUGCUUCAGUGUUACCCAUUACAAGAAUAGUAAACAACAGCAUAAUGUCCAGGUAAGAUUUGGCCAGUUCGACCUCUAGUGGCUCUAAAGGAGAAAUAGGGCUACUAACCUUUAGAAGCAGGAAUGUACUUUUCAGUUACUGUAAUGGACAGCCGAUAUUAACCGUUCUUAACUUCAACCAAAGGUAAAUCUUUGAGCUUGAGUUAGUUUCUAGAGAAAUGAGCGCCAACCUUGAGAGCCACAUUUUGUGGGCUACAUUUCUCAUUUGAAGUUGAACCAACAAAGUAAUUUGUGUUCUAGGUUCUCUUCAUGAUGGUCCACUUGACCCUUGUUUCUCACAACCAGUAAAAGCCAUUGUUUGCUUCAGUAAUCACAGAAAAGCAAGGCAAAUGGUUACUAAAGGACCAAUGUUAUGAACUCUCUUGUAGGAAAUGUUUAAGCAGCAUAUAGGGAUUUUAUCGAUGUCUUCUUUUUAUUUACAGGCCAAGACAGUCGAAGAAAAACGUCUCUGGACCCAUCACAUCAAGAAGCUUAUUUUAGAGAAUCACCAUGCUGCUAUUCCACAAAAGGUAAUAUAAAGUCUGAGAUAUUUGGGUUGGAUAAGCAUUCAUGCUACUUUCAGUGUUCUAUAUAAUGUGAUCUCCCAUCCAAAUAGUUGUUUUUUCUAGUCUUCUUCAGGAUACCAGAUACUCAGCCCUUUUUAUAAAAGGAUCAUGUCCUGUUCUUUAAAAAAGCAUAAAACAUUCUGGGGCAAAAUUCUAAAAGCAAAGAAAGCAGAAUGUUCUUACUGAUUUACUUUACAUUUAGAACCUUGUGUUAGACUUUCCUUUUCUAACUGAUCUAAUUUUUCUAUGCUGCAUUUGAAGACAUUAAAGGGAUUUUAUAGUGCCAGGAAAACAAAGCAGUUUUCCUGGCACUAUAGGUUCCUACCGUGCCCACCUCCCGUUAAAACCCCUUCAGUCACUUCCCUGAAUCCAGUGCCGAUGUCCCUCCGCACUGACUCAUGCUCCGCUCACGCGAAAUGCACAGAAAUAGCCGUGCUCGCGUUAGGAUUUCUACAUAGGAAAGCAUUGAAGGGACGUGGGACAAUGCACCGAGACCGCUUCAAUGCGCUGAAGUGGUCUGGGUGCCUACAGGGACCCUUUAAAUAGAAGGGCGUUCAUGUUUUCAUUUGUUUUAACGUGUAUAAUUCACGCAAAUUGUAGCAUAAGCUUUAUGAAAUGCAUUCAAAGGUAGAUUUCAUAAUCAAAAUAAUAAAAAUUUAUCAUAAAUAUCUUCCUAAUCUAAAUAUAUUAUGUUAUGAAUAUUCUAAAUAAAACAUCUUUUAUUUCAGGCCAAAGAAGCAAUUCUAGAGAUGGAUGCCAUGUGUAAGUCUUUUAAAACUCUCUUACGCUUCUUCUUAUGCUUCUUGCGGUUUGUGGAUCAUGGAAUAAGAUGUAUAAUUCUAAACAGAACAAAGUUACUAGAUGAUUUGUGUUCUAGAGAUCUUACACACGGCUACAGUGAUGUAUAUGUACCAAUGCUGUUAGUCAAUAAAUUAAACUGACAGCUUGUAACACUAGCAUUAACAUUAUACUGGACUAAUAAAUGGUUUAUUGUAAGCAGUUUGUCACGCCUCUCAUUAGUAAGUCUAGAGGCAUUCUGUGGAUUCAUCCACAUAUAGCUUAGUAAUCAUAGCAUAGUAGACAGGUGUAUUUUUAUUUUUUUUAAUUUUGUUUGGUCCUUCAAUUUCCUCCCUGGGUUAUAAUAUUGAACUUCUACUAUUCUAUGUAUGCAUCCUAUUUUAUUGCUUGUAUUGUGUGAAAUACCAAGCAUAUAGAUAACCCUGCCUCCCAAUACUGGAAAGAGUCGAGUUGUAAUAAGCAUUUAAACAGUUAGAGGCUAUAUUAAUCCGAGCUUGUUACUCUGUAGAUCCCGGACAGUACAGGUACAGCCCUGAAAGACUGAAGAAGACAAUAUCUACAGUAGACCCUCCUGUCACUCAUCGUUCAGGGAGGAGACAGUCUGGUAUGUCCUGUUUUGCUUUAUAUUUUAUCAGCAAUGCAGAUCCCCAAUGCUUAAAGAUGCAAUUUAACAUGGCUCAUAAACUGGUCAAGCAGUCGUUAAUUCCUAUUUCAUCAGUUUUAAAAUCUAAAUUAGGGCUAAAGGAUUCCCCAAAUUAAUCACCCAAAAUGUGUUUUAUAUACCAUAUAAUGUUUGGCGGUCGUUAUCCUUUAAUUUUUUAGAAACGUCUAAAAUUGAAUUGGUUCUAGCAAUUUUGAACAUAAAGAUUAGAGCGUUUGCUUUGUUUAUGAGCCAUAGAAGUUCGAUUUUGCAUCUUUUAAACUAGCAAAGCGUAAACUUGAAUUUAUGCUGUUGUUGAAUAAACCUUUUCUCUGUGUGAUCUACUGCAGAGUAAUCUUAAAUAAUCUCCCAACUUUGCAUAAUGAUUAUUAAUUAAACCGCUGCUAUUCUGUUUUAUUUGUGAUUCUGUGCAUUCCAUUGUAAAUAUAUUUUUUUGCAUUUAAUGUGAUCGUUGUAUCAGACAGAUCUGUGUGUCUCGUUCAUUUUUAUUAGUUUGCUUUAUCAAAAGAUUCAAGCCAAUCGUUAAGCUGUGAUUUCUAAUAAUGUUUACUUAUCUCCUAUUGUUACUCAGUAAAACCAUGCGGUGCAGAACAUAGUUAAGGGACUGAUAAUUUUUUAAUCAUGUAACAAAUACACAUUACCCCCUUGUAUAAAUCGUUUUACCCUGCCCAUUCCCAGCUUGGCAAAUAAUCCUGACAAUUUUUGAUCAUUUUGCAUUUGUGUGUAGCACACAAUGUAUUGUAGCCAAAGGGUUAACAUAACCUGCUGUACAGUGUUCAAACCUGCCAUUGCUUCUAUGCCUCAUGACAACUAUGUGCAUUCGUGCAAGAAAACUUCUAAACAUAGUUGAAUCCUUUUUUUCCCCCUCGCUGGUGAUUUGGAAUUUUGGGGAAUAUAUUACAUUCCUAACAGUUGUCUGUGUCCUGUCCCCAGAUCCGAAUCGUUAUAAGUACCCUCCAGGAAAUGUUAAAGUGGGAUGCGUAUACACUGCAGAUAAAGGCCGGAGAAAGUCUGGUGCGAAGUUCAAUUUUUGCUUUUUAGAUUUGGUACAGGGUCCGGAACUGGGGAAUAUAGUGGGCGCAGUUUGUAACCCGUUUUUUUUCUGAAGUGGAUUGUAAAAUGACAAUAAUGGCUUUAUUUAUUAAACGCCAAACUGUAAUGAACGGAAAAUGGCAUUGCAAACAUUAGGUGAAAAGUGCUGAAAUGAAAAAUUUGGACUGGUUUUUAACUUGAAUUUUGCAAUUCAGUUUUCUAUUCCCUACAAUUCGGUGUUUUACCGUGGCAAAGAAUAACCCUUUCAGAGAAACAGCCAAGUCUUUCAGCAGCCAAUGGGUUAAAAAAAAUGAAACCUAUAAAGUCUUUGUGAAUGAAGUGUCUGUCAAACUCCUUGGUAGUUCUGAUAUGCAAGUUUAAAUGCGUGAAGAAGGAAGUUUAAAGCAUUUCUUUUGUCAUUACUUAAAGAGCAACUGUCGCAUAUCUUUUCAUGUUUUGUAGAUGUUUGAUCACCAGACGCUACUGAUGUGAUUAAAAUUUUUCUGUCCUUAUGGAAAUGUGCUUCGCCAUGAUUUACAUUCUGUCAACUUGUAGGAUUGCCAGAUCAGAAUUUGUUUUAACGGACACAGCUCUGAAAUCUGCAUUUGUCUUAAAUGUAACUUGACUUAUAUAAAAAUUAGUUUAAAUCGUUCACCCGAAUAAAAUUCCUGAUAAUCCAAAUUUAUUCUGGAUUUAUGUCACCUGUAGACUUCACAGGUAAAAUUACAGGUUAAAUGUUUUGGAAUAGUUUUGUUUGAUUAACAAAAAUAUUUUUUUGAUAAAUUGAUUAAAACAACUUUUUGUAUAUGUCUGGAUGUAACUAAACCCUAUUCUAUAUGAGUAUGUUUAUGAAAGGACUCCUCAUUUACUUCAGGAAGAAUUUAUUUUCGGAGUUUAUUUAGAGAAUUUGCUAGCGAUAAUCAGGGCAUCAUGGGAAAUACAAGGUGAUUUACAUGAUAUGCCCUAGCUGUGUCUUUUUCUGUUUUGUAACCACUUUUAUUUGUUGUAUUCCAAGUUAUUCUCAUCACAAAUGUGACCGUUGCGCUUUAAGGUCCUCCUUUUUGUAGCAUUCUUUCGAUUUAACCCUUCAAAAUUAAAGGUUAUGCAAUGCAGGGUCUGUCUGUGUCCCUUUGUGUGCCAGAGAGAUGUACACUACGUUACUGCUUUCUCAUGCACCCAAAGGGUUACAUCCCGGAGUAUAAUAAACUUGUUUUAAGGCAGUUUGAUAUCUUUCUUUCUUUAUUUUUUUGUUGUUUUUUGUUUAAUUCUUUCAACCAAGCAUUAUGUUGCAAAUGGUACUUCGAGAAAUGCUUGAUUAGUGUUUUGUAUGAAUGAAACCAGAAAUAAAUAGAUAUACUUGCACUUUCUGUUGAUAUAUUUUUAUCUACAUUUAAUUUUGAUGUUAUUGGCAGCAAGCUAUUUAAGUUGUGGUUGUUUUAAUUUUCCUUUUUCUUUUCUUUUUCUUUUUAGAACCUCCAAAACAUAUUCUUAAACAGCUCAGUGAGAAAGGUAAGGUGAAUUCUAAAUGCCAAAAGCCUUAUAUUGCAAUAUUGUAUGCACUGAAUUUACUAUAGAUUUGCUUAGAUAGAAAUUUCAUGUGUAUUGGUGGUGCCCCAGGUGUCCAUUUUAAACAUUUAGUAUAAACAUAAUUUUUAUUUAGAGUUCCACUGGACUGUUCAGUGGAGAAAGCAUAUAUUAGGAGUUAUACCCUUUGUACAGCGCUACGGAAUAAUAAAAUAAUAAAUAACAUUUGCUCGAAUAAAAAACUUACAGGGAAGAAGAGGUUGGGUGUUGUCAGAUAAUGGAAUAUCUGCCGUUUAAUGAACUAUGAAUUCCAUAAACACUGGAAAGCCAAAAGCGCAGCACAUGGCUGUAAAAUGUCCAUGUGCGCAAUAGCCAUUAACAGGUGGAGGGAUAAGGAUUCCUAACCUUGCCAUUCUGAUGGACCCGGCAGCCAUCGCUCCUGAACUGGGUUGAACUAUGAGAUUUCUUCCGAUAUUAUGGGAAUUCUAUAUUAAGAAUUGCUAUAUUGAAGCUAUUCUCUGACUGAAUUUACUAGAUCACGGUGUGUAUGUGUAUAUUAUAUAGAAUAUAUAGAAUAUCUAGACAGUGUUCGUACAUAAUAAAUAUUAAAAGGAACCUUUGUGUCUUUUGCAUUUGCGUUAUGUUUGCAUAUAUUCCACGUGUAAUUUAUGCUUUGUUUUUUGUUUUUUCCUUUCUCAUUUUCAUAAUGUGCAGUUGGAAUAAAGGUAAGGCCUGUUGUAUGUUCUGUGUUAGAUAUUGUGUUGAGUUCGUUACAGUAGUCUUUGUUGAAAGCUGAUCUCCUGGAACAGAAGGCAAGAUUACAAUCAUGCGGCAUUGAACCACAUGGCUGAGCUAGACUUUCCAAACCCCACGUACCUUUCUAGACGGAAGUAAAAAGACAGGAAAGGAUUGCAUUAGGGACAUGUCUACAGUUUUCAUAAGUGGAAAAUAAGAGAUCAAAUCAUUGCAUUUAUGCUCACUAUGAAUUUCCAGCAUGUAGAGGAUGGAUCGUAAAACCAUUUUUCAACAUGUCCAGUUUAUAAAUAAAGUAAACUAAGCCAGACAUAUGGUGCCAGGCCUUGAAAAUGCUUCUGCUAAUACCAGCUGCUAUUGGUGUUGCAGUGUCUUAUUCAUUCCGUAUGCAAUCUUAUGUGUUUUAAUAGCACUUUUUAAAAAAAAACUUAUUUACAUUUUUUUUUUUAUGCAUUAAUGUAUUUUAUUGAUUCCACAACAUGUUUCAGUAUGUUACACCGGCGCAAUAUAUCAUCCCACAGUUAUCACCAUCACUUUUAAGUACAGAUCUGAGAUCUCUAGAAAAAGAAAAAAAAAACAGCUGAACAAUGUUUUUACUAGUACGUUGGUUGACCCUGGGUAAAUAACACACCAUGGAUAAACGGGGGCAUGUUUGGGGCAAAGCGCUAAAUUGGCUUUCAUGCCUGAUUGCUUCUACUUUAGCCCUUUGGUCAUGAAUAACACCUGUUUUUCCUGUAAUAAGUCCUCCGCCAUUUUUUGUGUGCAGAUUGUCCUGCAUUCCUUAAACUUAAAGCAAUCCUUGUCUGUCCAGCAUGCAGGCAGUGACGGAGCACUACUCGACUUUGGGGACAUCCUUCAGCCUAAUAUCGGCAAACUGCCAACCAAAAUUGAGCCACCUCAGGCUGAGGGAAAUGAGGAGGAGCAAACCAAUACAGAGCUGAGUAGAAACUCAGGGGCAGACCUCAGUGCCUCUGAGGAGGAGCUGGAGGAGGAGGAGGAGUUACAUUUGGGAUAUGAUGACCAGGUAGCUGAUUUUGCCAGCUCCCUUCUGGCUGUCAUACAUUGCUGGCACUAUAGGGCCAAGACUUUGCUUUAUACCUUGGGCGCUCCUACGGUGAGGGUCUUUCUCUUUUUUUCCACCUCGUGUGUUUAGCGCCCCCGCUUAAUCAGAGUCCUUUUAGUUCCUUCCUUGCUAACACUAUCCGCAGUAUAAACCAAUAAUACGUUUCCAAUGAACGUGCAUGGUAUUUUUGUUGUCUGUUAAUUGGAGAUAUCUGCAUGCUAAUGAGUUUGGCCUUAUGUUCUGUUUAUCACAAAACUAAUUGCAUGACUUAAACUGCUGAUGUAGUGUCUGGUGACUAUUUUACAACAGGUCAAUAUGUUCUGGUUAUAUGUAUUUAUCAUCAUCAUUUUUAUAUAUUUAUUUUUAUAGCCAGUAUAUAUUAUUGGACCUACAACUUGUCCUGCUAAUACUGCAAAUGUUAUUUUGAAGGCAGUAGCAAGAUUUAAAUGUCCUAUUAAAAUUGCUUUACAAUGUUGAUUGCUUCCACUUCUGCCGUGAGCCCAUUCAGUUAAUGAAGUCAUCAAUACGCAAAUUGGAUCUCUUCAAAGAUCUUUUGAGCCUACUGCUUUCAAAUAUAGUAAAUGAUCUCGUACAAGACAUUGGUGAUGGUAUUCACUAAUGAAACAUCAAAUCCUAAAUCUAAUGCUCUAAAAUAAUAUUUAAUCUAGAUCUGAAACUUACAAAUGCCAAUAAUUUGCCAUCAUCCCAAAUUCUUCACAUGCUCGAGGAUUCGUUGGAAAUUGUUGCUCUUGGUAACCCAGUUUUAGAAUAUCCAAUUUUAGGUGUUUAACAUAAUUACUUUGAAUUUACAGAAUAGGGAAGCUGGGUCACAAGAAUCCCAGAAAGGAUUCAAGAGGCAAAACAGCCAGUCUUCAGGAAACGCAGAGAAGAGGCGCAGUGUGGAAGUGUCUGCUAUUUAUCAGGAGGUGAGUUCCCCCUGCUGGUCAUUAAGUAUAUAUAAAAAUUUGUGGCAAUAUGCAAGUCUUGCAUGUUGCCUACAUUCCAUCUUUUGGAGCCCCAAGCUUUUUAAUAACGCUGCCACGGCCACUUCUGCCCUAGAGCAACAAUUGCCAAAUUAUCAGCUUUCUUGUGCUGGCAUGUUUUAUCCAUCAUAGCUUUCAUAUAUAGAAGGGGUUUAGUGUUUUUGCAAUAUUUUAAACAAUCACCAACCAAAAUUCAUCCCCAGAUAUGCAACAGUUAGCUUGCUUUUAAAAAAAUAAAAAAAUAAAAAAAAAUUUCAAACCCUUGUUCACAUGUAAUUUUAUUUAUUUAUAUUUAAGGAUGUGCAUGAAAUGGAAAAAGAGAAUCCUGAAACAGACGAGCCGUACAGUGCAGUUGUGGCCACUUCUAAUGAUAUAAUAUUGACUGCGCCGUUAGAAGUUGUCGAGGUUAAUCACAGAGAGGAGGAGAAGAACCACCAUGAUGAACAUAACCCAGUUGACAAUGGAGACACUGAGAAUGCGGAAGAUUUAAAGACCUUCAGCAGUGAGGAGGAAGAAGAGGAGACAACAGCCCAUGAAUCCACCAGUAUCCUUCCUCCUUCUGUGCUUGACCAAGCUAGCAUUAUUGCCGAGAGAUUCAUAAAUAGCAGAAGGAGUAGUCUGGCUUUGGAUGAUGGAAGAAUCAUUGGUUAUUUAACCCCCAGGUUAACAAGCCGUAGCAGCAGCGUAUUAAGCCUGGAUAGUGCAGAUAAAAUGGUCUGUCAGAAUGGGUCCUCUGAUCUCCUGGACUCUGCACUACCAGAUAUUCUGCCUGAAUCUAGCACAUCCAUCACAGAGCUCAUGCUGAAUAAGGUGAAUUCUUCCAGCAUAGAAAACGUGUUUGAUGAGCGAGAGAGAUCCAUCUAUGAGAGAGAGAAGUCCACCUGUAAGAGGAGGGAAUCCAUUCUCUCCUUCCAAGACAAACAACUACUUGACAAGAUUAAAACUUAUUAUGACAACGCAGAGAAUCAAGAUGCUGCAUUUAGCAUCAAGCGUAGAGAGAGCCUCACCUACAUCCCCACUGGACUUGUCAGAAACUCAGUUUUUAAAAUUAAUAGCCUGCCAAGGCUUGAUGUUAGCCAGGCUUCUUUGGUAAGACCAAGACUGAAUAGCUCCUCAAGUAGUGUCAGCAAUGGCAACAGUAGACCUACUUCUUGGUCAGAGAUUCCCAGUACAGCUAAAGGAGUGCAACCUAGUUCUCGAAAUCCGCAACAACCGGUGAUCUCAAAGAAUGGGAUCCCAGAACCAUCAAUACCCGUAUCCGAUGAAGAGUUCAAGUCAUCUGAAGAGAUGAUUAAGAUUUGGGAGGAAAUUGAAAAAGAGAAUGAAUGGAAAGACAUGAAUACAGUUAGAAAAGUAAAUGAGGUAACAACAAGCAGUGAAGACAAACAACCAACAGCCCAAGAUAUUAGGAUGGAUUCUCACGAGCCACUAAUGAUCGUGGAAGACAGUGACCUUAGCACCAUAACAGAAGAAUCCACUGUCCACACGCCUGAAAGCACCUCCCCUAACCAGUUCACAACUCCUACAAAUGGAUUUAAUGAUCAGGACUUUAAAACGCCCAUUAAGCUUCACCCGCAGAUAUUGCAUCUUGCAAACUGUAUGGAUGGAGAUAUGACUGAGAAACUUAAGAAUAAGGUGUACCAGUUAGCAAGGCAAUACAGCCAGAGGAUCAAAACCAAUAAACCUGUCCCUCACAGGCGUUUGAAAGAAAUAGAAGAUGACCUCAGAAGGGCCAGCCUUCCGUCUGUUCAAGAGGAAAAAACAGAGGAGAAAGGUAGGCUUAUUUUCUAUAUUGGGCAAAUUUUCCAAUUUUGAACCAGAUCACACUUAAAAUGUUGUGUCAUCAAGCCACCGUGGCUACAUUCUGCUAAAGCCAUGGUAGCAACAUGCAUCCACCAUACUUUUCACAUUCUUCUGCAAUUCUUCCAUGCGUUCAUAUGACCACGAUGAGCAAGCCUAGGAAGUUCCACUUUAUUGAUUGUAGACCACAAUAAUCUGAGAACCACUUCAAUAAAAGCUAUUUUGUUUAUUGUUAUUUAAGUCAUUGUUUUGGUGCAAGGCCAUUGAUCAUAUAGUUUUGUAUUCAAGGGACACUGUAAGCACCAAAACAACUUUAGCUAAAUUAAGCAGUUUUGGUGUAUAGAUCAUGGCCUGCUAAGAUCUCUGCCAUUUAGGAGUUGAAUCACUUUGUUUAUACAGCUCUAGUUACUUGCACCACCUUCCUAAUCACUUCCUGAAAAAUAACAUCAAUAUUUAUGUUCCUGUAUUGCACAGUCUGUGUAAUCUAGAAUGUGUUAUCUCCUGCUCUGUUAAUAGCCUUCUAGACCCUGCAGGAACCUCCUGUGUGUUUGAUUAAAGUUCUAUUUACAGAGCAGGAGAUAAUUACUUCUAAAGUCAGUCAACAUCUGAUUGAAAAUGAAGCCAUCUUUUCAUGCAGUCUGUGUCGGUCACUGCCAGGAGAGGUGUAACUAGGGCUGCACCAACAGAAACAAAUAUAUUUUAACGAAUACAUAUAAUUUAAUGGCAGAUAAUUGAGAAGUGAGAUUGCAGGAACAUGAGCUAUAAAACCAAACUGCUUCAUUAAGCUAAAGAUGUUUUGAUACCUAUAGUAUCUUUUUAAUUUUAAAUGUGACUGCUUUUUGCUACAUCAGUUACCAUUUCUAUUUUAUAUUUUCCUUCUAUCUACAGUCAUGCAUUAUCAUUAAAGGGAUAUUGUUAGAGUAAAAACAUCACAAACUUAGUGCAGUGGAAGAAAAAUUGUUCCUGAUAUUUGUCCUGAGUGCCUCUUGUCUACAUUUAUCUGCUAACCUGGAACUGGCUGUAAUAAUUUACAUCUGCAUUACAAGUUACUGGAUUAUUGCAUAUUACUUUAAUCAAUUCCUCUGUUUUGUUGUGAAUUAGUUCCUGGACUAAUUUUUUAUUUUUUUUUGGUUUGUGUUUGUUUUUUUUAGGUAAACUAAAGCCUAUGUUGUCCCUUCCAACCUAUGAUCACAUUAUACUUCACGAACUCAGCCCUACAAGUCCAACGUCUGCCUCAUUCAGAGAAAAAUCUCCCAAACGCCUCACAUUCUCUACUUCUGUUGAUAACCAGGGAAUUACUUCUCCAGUAAGAUCUGAUCCCAGAAGUCCUCUGAGUCCAGUCAAGACGGAGAAAUUCCACUGGCCCGAUGUCCGAGAACUGAGAUCCAGGUAUACAAAGACAACUGGUAGUGGUAAAAAUGGUCCAGUUAACAGAAGUCAUUCUGUGCCAGAGAAAAUGAUGGGACACAAUGUGGAUGAUGCAUCGGAUGCCCAAAACAAAGAAUGUAUCACCCACUCCUACAGCAUGAACAUAAAAAGCUCAGACGGUAAACCUAAAGAAGCAGGUUCAACCACCAAACCACUGGCUCACGUUGAACAUUCUCCUUUGUCACCCAACUUUAAAGGGAAAACUGAGACUUUAGAAGACACAAGACAUUUUGGACAAGAUGUGGGCAGCUGCUACUAUGUCAGUGCAGAAGCUCCACUAGAGAACAACAAAAAAGUUAUUGUGUUUGAGAAACUCCCCGUGGCUAAAGAUUCAUCAUCGCAUGAUCUGGAAAGUGAUGAUACAUAUGUACAUAUCAGAUCACCCACCACUAGAGAGAAAAUCUCCCUUAAAGCAGUAGUUGAACGGUGCAAAGCCUACCAGGAAUCUGAAGAAUACAGAAGUAGGGAGGAGAGCUACAAAUCCGAUGAAUCUGUGGAACUUGCCCUGGAUUUAUCAAAUGGAGAAAACAAGCAAGAGCAAACGAGUGAACAUAAGAGAGUCAAGAGUUUGCGAGAGAAAUUUCAGACUCUCAAUAGUUGCAAACAUUCUGAACUUCAUCAAAAUUCCUAA
Molecule: messenger RNA, 55812 nt
Organism: Pelobates cultripes (western spadefoot toad)
Lineage: Eukaryota; Metazoa; Chordata; Amphibia; Anura; Pelobatidae
Source: the annotation of a GenBank genome assembly